Molecule: messenger RNA, 46518 nt
Organism: Podarcis lilfordi (Lilford's wall lizard)
Lineage: Eukaryota; Metazoa; Chordata; Lepidosauria; Squamata; Lacertidae
Source: the annotation of a GenBank genome assembly
AGAUAGGGUUUAGUUUGAGAGGGGAGAGAGUUGGUUCUGGGUUGAAACAGCCACUCUUGAGAAACAUAUCCAAAGCUAGAGAAAGGAGUCUCUGAGCUUAGUGUGAAGGACGGUGUGUGGUAUUAGGCCAGGAGUUAACUGGGAGGCUGAGCCAGAAGAAGUAGAAGCUAAAAGGAUACAGUCUACUUAGGUCUCGUUCUAGUCAGGAGGGGAGAGAUUCUUCUAGAAAGAGAAGACUCCCAAAUCAGUUAAGAGGGGUGUGGUGAUCCCCUGGGUCUGUUACUUGGAGUACCUCGGGAGUGGGGUUGUCAAAGGGCUGGGUAACUGACAGAAAGUACCACCUUGUUUAAGAACCAAAGUAUUAAGCUGCAACACCUGUUCAACAACUGAGUUAAAGAACUGAAGUGAAAUAACUGGAAAUAAGCUGAGCAUUUGCCAUCUAGUCUAGAAACAUCUACCUGAAGUGAAGUAACUGAACAUAAGCAACUGAAGUUUAAAAGAAGCUGCGCUUGAUUAAAAGCCCGUAACAUCCGUUAGAUUCAGUAUAAAUACUAUUAGGUGAACGGUUUCCUGAAAUAGCAUUACGGUAUAUCCUGAUGUAUCCUUUGUUUUAUCCACGUUGUUCUGUUAAACAAAUCUUUCUUACUUGUUCCAACUUCUGCAUUAGUCUCCCAAGUACCAAAGUUUUCCCUCACACAAAAUCCAAAAAGAUAACCUGUGGUGGUUAUUAUAGAGUGUGUGUGCAGUUUGGAUCUGCUGCAAUUGGUAUAUAAGCGGUGGGAUCUGUUAUAGAAGCUUUUUCAAAUCAGAGGUGCUGCAGAGCUCAGGAAAGUUUACUGAGGGAGAAAGCAACACACGUCCCUCACCCACCUUGCAAUAAAUUUCAGAACGCCAUGCCCUGCCAAUUCUGAAGUGCCCUGAGGAUGAAGGAGGAAAAUGGAAAAUGCCUUUUGUGGGAGAAAGUGUUUGAGAACCUGCUGGACAGAGUUUGGCACAGCUCUAAUUCUGAGCGAGGUAGAAAUUUGGGAGCCGGACUGUGCAAGUUAAACACAAGCAGUCCUGGAGCUCCCUCUGCUGACUACCAGAUAUCAUUUCCACCUCACCCAGCAGGUGAGGGUGCCAUUCCCUCACAGAGAGAAGCAUUCACCACCCCACGAAGCCCAUCGCCCAGCCCUUCCCGGCAAUAAUAAUAAUAAUAAUAAUAAUAAUUCAUUAUUUAUACCCCGCCCAUCUGGCUGGGCUUCCCCAGCCUCUCUGGGCUGCUUCCAAAAAAAUAUUAAAAUACUGUAAUACAUCAAACAUUAAAAGCUUCCCUAGAUUUUAUAAGCCAGGAUGGGCAAGGAUCAAUGGACAGGAAAGUGUCCAUAGGUUUUGCAGCUUAAAUGUUGAGUUCAAUGGUUCAACAUCGAUACAUAUCAGAUACAGUGCAGGGUUAGCAAAAUAAUUACAACCCCAGGGCUGGAGGCAGGGAGAGACGCAAUAUACAUGCAUACAGAUUUUGUCUUUUUAACUAGGAGAAUAACAAAACCCACAGUCAAAAAGAGCCUUAAAAUGCAGACAACUUAGACUCAUCACUCCUUUAACAAAUUUUGAUGCCCUCAGGGAUGACCUAUUUUUUUCUGUAGUCUUAAGGUUGCAGUCUUCAACUAGGAUUUAAACAUGAAAUUAAUCUAAGUUCCCCAAGUGUAAAGAAAGCACCUGAGAGAUAAAUCAGGAUUUGUAUCACAUGAAAAUUGCAGUCCUGAACAAUGGUUGCAAACCUUCCCCCCACCCUACCCUCCAUGGACCACUUGAAAAUUGCUGAUGGCCAUGUUGGACCACUUAGUGAUUUUUCUGCCUGCUGUAGCAAUUGUAAUAUGCUGUAUUGCAAUUCCUUCCUUUAAUUUUAUUAUAUUACAAUCUGAAUUCCAUAUAAUUCAAACUGUGAGAUGAUAGAAUGCAAUAUAAGAAAUCUAUCUUGUCCUUACCAACCAGAUGCCCCAGUGGGAAGUCUGCAAGCAAGACCUGAGAGCAAGCCUUCUACAUUUAUUUAUUUGAACAAAUCAUAUACUUGCAGGACAUCUUCAGGAGAAGAAACGGCUAAGAAGUAAACCCUACACGAAUCUGGAGCAGAGUCCCUAAGACGGUUGGAUGGCACCUUAUAUACCUCCUUCCUGCAACUCCUGCAGCCAAUCUGGUGCCAAAUAUCUUGCUCAGUGGUUAGAACAUCUACUUUGCAUGCAGAAGGUCCCGGGUUCCAUCCCUGGCAGUUCCAAGUAGGGUUGGGCAAUGCUUUUAUUCUAGAAAAAAAGGUGCCUGUGCUCACCAUGAAGUUGUUUCAGUAAGUGCCAUACCUUCUACCAGUGCUUUUCUUAUUGGGGGGAAAAGGUGUCUGUACUGCGUACUCUUGAGUACCCCCAGGGGGGGAAAGCACUAGGGUUGGGAAAGACUCCUACCUGGAAUCCUGGAGAGCCAUUGCUCCCAGUCUGUGCAGACAAUGCUGAAAUAGAUGGACCAAUAGAAUGAGUCAACUUUUGCAAUACCUCAAGGACCACCUCUCUCUAUAUGAACCUAUCCAGACUCUGGGAUCAUCUUCUGAGACCCUUCUUUGUGUGCUCCCUCCACGAUAGAUGUGGAGGCUGGCAACACAAUAAUUGGCAUUUUCAGUGGUGACUCGCUGUGGAAUGCUCUCCCUCAGGAGUUUGGCUGGAGUCUUCAUUAUACAUCUUUAGGCACCAGGCGAAAACGUUCUUCUUUAACUAAGCCUUUGGCUGAUUGACAUCGAAGGGCCUUUUAAAGUGUGUUGUGGAAGGUGGAUUUUUGGGUUGUCUUUGUUUUCAUUUUCAUUUUUAUUAUGUAUUUUGUGUUUUUUAUAUUGUGAUUUUCAUGUUCCACCCUGAGAGCUACAAGUAUAGGGCGGUAUACAAAUUUAAAUAAUAAUACAAAUUAAUAGGUCUCUCAUUAACCCCACCCAGCAUGGCCAGUGGUCAGGAAUGCUGGGAAUUCCUACCCAACAAUGCUCAAAGGGCCACAGAUUUCCCAGCCGUACCAGGGAGCAUUCUUAUUCAAAACAGGGCCACACUUUAUAGAUGUUGAGCGGGUGUAGGUAGGUUCAGCUGGUUUGUCAGGCAGUGAAUCCCAUGCCCUGCGGGAUAAGCUUCUCUGGCUGUGCAAGAGAGUUACCUCCUGCCUUUUCUGCUGUGGCCUGUUUCAGCAGGCAAGAUUGCUGGUUUUGUCUUCCAAAAAGGCCUGAGAUGGAAGGUUGCUGACUUAAAAAUAAUAAUAAAUAAAUCAAGGGUGUGUGCCAGUGUUAUGGAAAGAAGGCAGGAGAGCACAUGAUAUAAGAACACUCAUUUUGAAAUAUUAAGUACAAUUUGUGGCACAGACAGGAGCAUUUGCUGUGAUGGUUUAGGUCAGGGGUCAGCAAACUUUUUCAGCAGGGGGCCGGUCCACUGUCCCUCAGACCUUGUGGGGGGCCAGACUAUAAUUUUUUGGGGGGGGGGAGUGAACUAAUUCCUAUGCCCCACAAAUAACCCAGGGAUGCAUUUUAAAUAAAAGCACACAUUCUACUCAUGUAAAAACACGCUGAUUCCCAGACUGUUCGCAGGCCGGAUUUAGAAGGCAAUUGGGCUGGAUCCGGCCCCCAGGCCUUAGUUUGCCUACCCAUGGUUUAGGUCACAUUUUUAGUGAUCUGAGACAGGUUGAGUCAAUUCCAAAUUUGUGGACUUAUUAAGAGAGAUCAGAGUUCCUCCACCCCAAAAAAAUUAAUUUACAGUAGGCUUUCUUCUGAUGUCAGAGUCACAAAAUCACCAAUUAUGCAAAAUGGAAGAUCAAGCCCUGUGUUGCUUUGGGUACAAUCCUAUAGGGAACCUCCUAUUGAAUGUUCUGGUGGGAAUCAUAAGUGAGAUACCCACGGAGUAGAAUUUGCUCCCAGUAUCAGCUGCCAUGUAGAAGUAGACAAAUGUUAAGAUAGUUUACUGUUGUAGAAGAUAAGGCUCAGCAAAACAAUUCUGGAUGUAGAUAUGUACAGCUUGUAGGCUUUUGAAAACCCAGAUAUAAACAGAUACACACAAGUACAAAGUAUCUCUGCUGCUCUAAAUAAAUUCAGCAAUUCAAGACACAACAUUGGACUAACAGACAGGCUCCAGACUAACAGACUAUUUUGCUGACGUGCAUUAAUCACAGAUACAGUUGGGGUACUGGGCUGUUACCAUAGCAACCGUCUUGGAUGACCUUGCACCUGUGAUUAGCUCAUUCAUGGGAUGAUUUAUGCUCAUGAAGGAAAUUAACCCUUUCUCAUGUCCAGUUACUCCAGCAUGCUCUACCAAGGGAGGUUCCACCUGUAUUCCAGUUGACUGACUACCGCUUCGUAGGGUGCGAUCAACUUGUAUGCAUUGUGUGGUGAUCAUGUCAAGAGAGUGGUUUUUAUUAAUAAUUUUGUAUUUUACUGAUGUGGUCAUUAGAAUGGAAUGCUUUAUUGUGUUGCAUAUGGUUGAAUUUUUAUAUGCCUUUAUUAUUAUAUUGUAGAUUGCCUAGAGAUGACCAGUAUUAGAUGAUCAAGGUAAGAUAGAGCCAUAAUUUGGUAGCUACAUUUAGUCAACCAACCAACCAACCACUUGAUUGUUCUGUCCAAAGACCAUGACAGGUUGCAUGUAAUCUCAAUAGUGCCACUACACAAUGCAGAGCUUUUGGUGUCUCUGAAAAACAACCAUACCCAAAUCUCCACCCUCUGUUGGCCCACCCACAUGUCUCCCUGAUACUUCUUAGAAUUCUUCUUUGUUAUAUUCUGUUGCCCAUUCUGCCUGCUCAUUGAGAAGAGCCAAUGCCUAUUGGAAAGCCUUAGUCAUGCAUAUGGGUAAAAAAAGCAGAGGAUUAGUUGGGAACAUUUGCAGCCCUCCAGAGGUUGUUGGACGCCAACAUGGACUCAGGGAUGUGGGGAGUUAUAGUCCUGCAACAUCCCUCAUCCCUGAUUUAAGACCAAAGGAAAAUCAACAGGGUUAAAAUAAGGAGAGACUAUGUCUCAGAGGUGGGGUGCAUGCCUUGCAGGCAGAAGAUCCCACAUUCAUUCCCUAGUAUCUCCAGUUAAAAGAAUCAGAUACUACAUAUUGGAGAAAGCCUCAUGUCUUCUUGAAACCGUAGAGGGACCAGUUUGUAUGCCUAAUUCAUUUACUCUAUGAUUGCCUAUCUUCUGAAGAUUUAAAUGCAAAGAAAGUGUGUGUUCUUUUGGUUAAAGAUAAACUAAGGGAGGAACAUAAUUGCCCAGCCAUGUCAGUAGUUGAAAGCUUGCCCCAGAAGCGGCAGUGUGCACAUUGGCAGGCUCCAUGGUGCCUUAAUCUUCACGCACAUUCAUUGACCCUAGGGAUUAUGCACCCACUCUCCAGAGCAGAGCAGUGGCCCUCCAUAGGUUGCUGAAAUACUGCUGGCUGGGACUGAUGCAGUCCAACCAUGUCUGGAGGACCACAGGUUCUACAUUGCUGCUCCAUGGGCCCUGUGAACGGGAGCUGGUCCCUGACAAAGGACAAUGGGGAAGGAUACAACCCCAGUGAAAAAGCACAGAGUUUGCAUGCAGAAAGUUUCACAUCCAAUGCCUAGUGUCUCUAGUUUAAGAAAACCAGGAAGCAGAUGAUGGAAUAAUCCAUGUCUGCAAUCCUGGAGAGCCGCUGCCAGUCAGAGUAGACAAUACUGAACUAGGUGGAUGAUAGGCAGUGCUUCCUGUGUUCUUAUUCCUCUCUCACACGCUAUGAAAAGAGUAUCCCUGGGAACGUGCAGAGUGCAUUUCUCCCACUGAGUCCCUGCAGCUGACUCUUCUCCCGUCCUCUCCCACUUACACACAGCUGGAAUCAGCUCCUCUGCUAUAUUGGUUGGAGCAUCAACUACCACACCCCUCACCCCCAAAUCAAGUGCAAAUAUAUUUCAUUAGGAAAUAAGUUGACAAGACCUGCUCAAGCGCUGAAAGGAAACCUACCGUAACCCAGAUCCUAGUGGCUUCUGCUGAACAAACCCACCUCAUAAAAAGAGUGGGGUUGGUGGAACUUGAAUUUGUGUGCAUAUUUCCCUGGCACAAAGGGCAACAGCUGGGCACAGCAGGAGUUUCAUUCUCAGACAAAUAAUCCAUCUGACCUGCUUUUUGCUCUCUGUUCUCACUCUUAGAAACCACACUCCGGCUUCGAUUCUGCUAUAGCAGUGGGUUUGGGGUCACCUGGUGCAUCCCUUCAAAGCAUUUAAAUGACGAAAUCAGCAGCCAUGCACUCUGGGCUUUUGAAGAUUGAUAGUGCCAGGUGAGCAAUCUUUCCCAGCAAUGGGCAAUCCACAAGAAUGAAUGAAUGAAUCUUUAUUUACGUCAGCCAUCGGCUAUAGCAAUAAAACAACAAUAAAAUAUACAGUGGUACCUCGGGUUAAGUACUUAAUUCGUUCCGGAGGUCUGUUCUUAACCUGAAACUGUUCUUAACCUGAAGCACCACUUUAGCUAAUGGGGCCUCCUGCUGCUGCUGUGCCGCCGGAGCCCGAUUUCUGUUCUUAUCCUGAAGCAAAGUUCUUAACCUGAAGCACUAUUUCUGGGUUAGCGGAGUGUGUAACCUGAAGCGUAUGUAAUCAGAGGUACCACUGCACAAAGAAUAGGGGUUGGGGUGGUGCUCUGCGUGAUUGUGAUCCCCCUAAUAUUCUUAAGAAUCCUUUGGAGUGUACGGACAUUCUUUGGCGAACAGGCAAACCAGGUGGAAAGGGUUCAGGGCAGGGGGAAUUUGGAAACCAGAGGGACAGACACUCUGUGGAAGAAGCUUAUUUAUUUGCAUCCCACCUAAAGCCUUGAUUUAGCAUUUUUGCAGCCUGAUCCCAAGCACAUUUACUAAGACAUGAACCCCAGAUUUAAAGAGAGUUAUUUGCAAGCUGAGUAUGCCUAGGAUUGCAGCAUUAGCUCUCACAAACGCUCUGUAAAAUAGGAUAGACUGGCAGUGUUUUGCCCCAAAACCUCCAACAGCCCUGCAAGGGAGGCCAGCUGUGACUUCAUAGCUGACAACGGAUACUUUUAAGAGAACCCUGAAAACAAUAAUAAUAAUUAACUACAAGGCUGACAAAAAUAUAUUUUCAAUAUCAGUGCUGGAACAUUCACCAAUCAAUAACAUUAAUAAAUUGACAACCUUAAAAAUGUCUGCCCAAUUACCGUAACUGGGCAGAUUUAUUUUAAAACUAUAAUUAAUACAAAUGUGGGGUAGGCACCAUCUCCGUCACGAUGCCUCUUGCAUCCUCUGUUCUUAUUUCUGUGUUAUUACACAGAAAGGACUGCUACUCUGAGCUUUUAUAUUCUACUGAUGCAAAUGUUUGCAUGUUUAAUGGAUGACUAUCACUCCAUCAAAAUUCUCCUGCAUCGUUACUUAGAAGCAAGCCCGUUUUCGGGGCCUGAUCCCAAGCAAGGGUGCCUGAUGGUGCGAUCUAUGCACGUUUACUUGGGCGGUAGGCCUUUUAGGAAAAGUGGGACUUGCUUCAGAGUAAAUGCGCACAGAGCCUUACUCUGCAAGGUCUCUUUAAGCGACUGACAGCCUCAACGAGGGUCAAACACACCCUGUCAGAACUAACCCCGCCUCUUAUUUCCUUGCAUGGGGAGGGAGGGGGCUGUGGGGAGAGAGAGAGAGAAAAAGCAUGCUGGGGGUGCGCAUGCGCACACUUUGCCCCUUCCCCACGCUCCAUGUUCUCGUUCUCUCUUGCCCUCUGACUCACGAGCCCAGUCUGGGGAAGGAGGGGGCGUGGCUUCCCCCUCGCCGUCUCGCGCGAGCUGCGGCCGAGAAGGGGGUAAGCGGGAGGGGCGGGGCGAGCGGGACGUUGAGAGAGCGGUGGGCGGGGCGAGCGGAACGUUGUGUAUAUCGGUCGAAUGUCUCAGCGUUCCGAAAGGCCCGGUCGGGCAGCACGUGGGGGGACGACCGAGGAGCCCGCGGCGGGUGGAGGGGCCGGGCGCGGCGGCAGCGCACGGGGGCUUGGCACCGGCACCGGGGGUGGGACGGCCAGGAGGAGACGGAGGAGGGCGAGCAUCACCGGGCGGAUCGUGAGUAGCGGCUUUAACUGGAGGGUUAAGGCGCCAGUCCUCAUGGGGGAGGGCUUCUUUAUGAUCAAACACGCGCUUUGCUUUUUGUGGGAAGACAGAGCGGCAGUUCGGGGCCUCCGCUGGAUUAAACGAACGGUUGCUCCUUCCCAAGUAGCGAUUUUUUAAUUGCAUUUGUUGGGUGUUUUUUGCCGUUUUCUCUCCCCUCCCUCCCGCAACAACUUCCCGACUCGCCCCUGCAGCUGUGCCCCUUUAAGGGUCUUCUGGUCUGCUGCAGUUAGCAGGUGAGAGAGCGCUCAGCUUCGCCGGCCGGCGGCAUUUUGCACCGAGAAGCACCAGGAGCAGGCCUCGGUAACCUCUCCUCCUUCGCCUGCUCCGCGUUGGCGUUUCGCCCACCCAGCCCGUGGCACGUGGUUCGGCCCUUCCUCGUUAUGGGCCGCUCUCCACCCCACAUGCACUCUCCCACCCACCCUAGAUUCGUAAAGCGGCGGCUUCUUAGGGGAUCCCUUCGCUCGAGCCCAGGCUGGAGAUUAACCCUUGUUAAAGCGCGGCUCUUCCGCGGUGCUCUCGCCGACUUUGUCUUGUGCAUUAAACAAAAAGAAAGCGUUUUAUAGUGUCCUUCGAAAAUUCAGAAAAGUUUUGCACCCGUGAUUUUGUUGAACGUGGAGCCACUCCUCCUUGGCCCCAGUGCACUGUCAUUAGCCUGCCCUUGGGAGCUCCUCUUUGCGGUGUGGCACUGAAAUGUGUAUCUUCCUUUUCAUGUCUCUGUACUAGCAUUUCUGCCCCACCUUGGGGGGGGGGGGAUAAGGAGACAAACUGUUCCUUAAUUCUCUCCUCUUCUCUGCUCUCUGGGUCCUCCAUUCCCCCUUAUGAACUUUGAACAGCUAAGCACUAUGGCGCUAUAUCACCUUAAGUAGGAAACCUGGGACCUCUGGUAAGAUUCUCCCUCGUUGUUGCAGGUGGUGUUGUGGCUUCUCUGAGCCCUUGGCUUGUGGAAAGUGUUCAUGGCUUGGAGGAACAGGUGCUAGGCCUGCCUGGAGUCUGCCAAUGAAGACUCACAGGUCUGUGUCACCUCUCUUCUCAUCCCGUGAAGAUGCCACUGGAUUGAGCCUGUGUGAUUUGCUCUGGUUGCUGCUUUUAAACUCAUAGGCCGAGAAAACAUUAGGUGUAGACUCUCUUGUGCACACACACACACACACACACACACACAAAAUGCACAUGUAGGCAACAUGCACACCAUACAUUUAAAGCAUACAGCUUCCUGCAAAGAAUCCUGGGAACUGUCGUUUCACCCCUCACAGUUCCUAGUACUCUUAACGAACUGAUUGUUUGGGUAAAGCCGUGUGGUUUAAAUAUACAGUGUGUUUAUUUCCCUUGUGUUAAGUUCUGGUACAACAGCAUGCUGAGCAAAAUCUACUUUUCUGGGUAGCUUUGGUCAAGUUGCCUUUUUCUCCACUAUAUCUGCAGCCGAGGCCUACCUCACAGGGUUGUUGAGUUGCUCUGUGCUUGUAAGGGAAACCUAGCAUUAUUGAGUGGCAGGUGGUGUUUGGUGAAGCAAGAGGCUGCUGUUGGCUGUUAACAAGAGGUUUGCAUUGUAGGACUUUCACACAAUGGGUGAGAGUUUGGAUGGCUGUUGAGUUAGGUUAAGAUACUUGUUCAGGUGUGAAACUCAUUAGCACCCCCCUGCCAAAAAACAACCAAACCCUCUUAUGCUGCAAGGAGUAAUAUGAGUGUCUUACUGAAACAGUGAGGUCCUCUCUGACCUUUACCCCUCCACCCCAAAUACAAGACACAGAGCUGGCUUGGGUGUGUUCUGUGAGUGUUUGGCAUUUGUUUUGGCUACAUGGACUGUGAUAAUUCCUCUAGAGUAAUUGCCACACCUUGUGUCUGCCUUUUCAAUUACUUCAUGUGCCUUUGCUUUUACACACAUACACAGGCAAACACUUUGACAAUUAUUGGGAAAUAAUUUGAUUGUAAACACAUUUUUGUGUGUGUGUGAAAAAUUUCUGGUGUAACGCAACUACAUGCUCUUGGCCCUGACGUUAUUCCAAUGGGAGAUGGGGCUCUGGCUCAGUGGGUGGAGCUUCUGUUUUGUGUGUAGAAGGUCUCUGGCUCAGACCCCAGAAGCAUCUCUAGCUACAGCCAAGAGAAGCUCCCUUCGUGAAUCCCUGGAGUGCUCUGCCAGUCAGUGUACACUAUACUGAGGUACAUGGGCCCAAUGGUCUGACUCAGGAGAAGGCCGUUUUCCGUUUUCCCUAAGCAGGUGAAUCACCAGUUGGACCGAUGUGCUUUUUUGGUACUUUUUAAUUUAUUGCAUUUACAUCCCUUCUUUUUCCUCAAGGAGCUCAAGGUGGCCUACAUGGUUUCCCCCCUCCUCAUUUAAUCCCCACACAACCCUGUGAGGCAGGUUAGGCUGAGAGGUAGUGACUGGCCCCCAGGAUCACCCAGUGAGCUUAAUGGAGAUUUGAACCCAGAUCCCCCAGGUUCUGCUCUGACACUGUUAAGUAAGUGCUUCCCAAACUUGGGGUCUCUAGCUGUUUUUGAACUACAAUUCCCAUCAUCUCUGACCACUGGCCCUGCUAGCUAAGGACAAUGGGAGUUGUAGUCCAAAAACAGCUGGAGACCCAAGUUUGGGAAACACUGCUCUAACCACUAGACUGCAGUUUAAUUUGCAUUGUGAUGCACAAAUAUGACACCGGCAGAUUUGAGAAGAGGGUGCCUUGUGCCUGAGGACAUCUUUUAGGAUCUGUUGAUCUCUCUGUAGUGGUGACCCUGGCCUUUGCCCUUUGACUGUGCCCUCUGUCACCUUCCUGAGUCUGGCAGAUGAGGAGGGAGAAGGAAAAUAAGUUUCAAUGGGACAAGUUCUCCAGCUUCCCUUGUUUGCUUUCAUCCUGUCUGAGGUGAGCAAGUUCCUGGUGCCCGGAUCCCCAAGCAAGGCCUUUGUAGCAGGCUAGUGAGCUCCCUUGCCUUCUCAGAGGAAUUGCCCUACUGGCGCUUCCUGGCGUAAGAGGCUGCUGGAGGUCACCCUCCCUGCACUGCUCUCUCCUUCCCUCCCUGGAGGGGGCUAGUGUUGAAUGGUAACUUGAGAAAUGUCACUCACUCUUUCCUCCUCCAGUCCCUCCUCCGCUGGAGUCGGUCUUCUCCCAUUGGCUGCUGGUGAUGCCUUCCUCUUGCAAGCGGGGGAAUGAUUAAGCAAAGUUGGAAGGUUUUUUGGGGGGAAUGGAAGGAGUCCAAAAGCCUCGCUUUUCUGCUGAAGCAGAGACCUCAGUCCCCCAACGCUUAGGCGGAUUCCUGAAGGUACAGCUGUUUUAAAUGGAAGCCUUAAAAAAAAAGAAACAUUUAUGAGUGGCUGCCAUUGAUAUGUGGUAGAGCUAGCCAUGUGGUCACAUUGAAAGCAAGCGUCCUGGGACCGUUUGGAUGGAGGCAGAGGGUGUUAUUCUGGAAUAUUGUGUGUCCUGGGACGGCAACUCCCAAGAGGCAGUGUUGUGUAGUGGUUAGAGUGCUGGACUUGGACCUGGGAGACAAGGGUUCGAUUUCUGUCAUGGAGCUCACUGGGUAGUCUGGGGACAGUUGCGCUCUCUCUUGCUCGUCCUAACUUACCUCACAGGGUUGUUGUGAGGAUAAAACGGAAAGAGGGAGAAGGGUCGGCACCACUUUUGAGUUUAUAGGAGAAAAGGUGGGUUAUAAAUGUAAUAAUAAGUUAUCCCUGAUGCUGAGCUGCUGUUUUUACUGUUGUUGCUCCCCAUCAUAUUGUUGCUGCGGGGGCACAUAGUCUGGUACAGCACCUCAAGUUACAAAUACUUCAGGUUACGGACUCCGCUCACCCGGAAGUAGUACCUCGGGUUAAGAACUUUACUUCAGAAUGAGAACAGAAAUUGCGCACUGGCAGCAGCAGGAGGCCCCAUUAGCUAAAGUGGUACCUCAGCUUAAGAAUGGACUUCCGGAACGAAUUAAGUUCGUAACCAAAGGUACUACUGUAUUUUUUGUUUGUUUGCAGUAAAAUAAAACAUCAUUUAUAUCUCUCAUUUCAGGAUACAAAUUCUUCUAAUGCGCAUAAAGCUACAAUAAUAAUCAUGAUGACCAUGUUGAAAUAUUGCAAUUAAUCAGUAUCUGUCCCUGUUGGGUCGCGGGUGGCGCUGUGGGUAAAACCUCAGCGCCUAGGACUUGCUGAUCGUCAGGUCGGUGGUUCGAAUCCCCCCGGCGGGGUGCGCUCCCGUUGCUCGGUCCCAGCGCCUGCCAACCUAGCAGUUCGAAAGCACCCCCGGGUGCAAGUAGAUAAAUAGGGACCGCUUACUAGCGGGAAGGUAAACGGCGUUUCCGUGUGCUGCGCUGGCUCGCCAGAUGCAGCUUGUCACGCUGGCCACGUGACCCGGAAGUGUCUUCGGACAGUGCUGGCCCCCGGCCUCUUAAGCGAGAUGGGCGCGCAACCCCAGAGUUGGACACGACUGGCCCGUACGGGCAGGGGUACCUUUACCUUUACCUUGUCCCUGUUGGGUAGUUGGCGGUAGAUGAUCUUUGGAGGGGUAGGAACAGUCCACUUUGAACAGGAGCGCAGGUACAGCCAUGGACAGCUCUCUUUUCCCUCCCCCCAAAAUGGCCUAACCAUCCUUUGUAAAGCAACUGGGCAUUGUGGACUCUUGUAGCAAUGAGUUCCGUAGGCUAAUUGUGUGUCACGUGACGGAAUGUCGCUGAGUAAUGCCGCUCCCAGAUGUAGGGCAGAGGUCUUUCAGUAUUGGUCCCAUCACCUGGCAUUCAGAGGUAUGCUCAAUAGGAGUUGGAGAAAUUUCCCCCCUCUUGGUUGUUGCUGAACUGUAACUCCUGUCAGCGCCAGCAAGCAUGGCCAAUGGCCAGGGGUGGUGGGAGGCGUAGUUCAGCAAAAUCUGAAGGGCCACAGGUUCCCCACACCUGCUGUAUAAAUAAAUAGCCAUCCUGCUAGCUCCCAAUAGUGUUACCCUCUGUGAAUACCUUUAAUCCCCAUUUGGUGCCAUCUGAGUUGGUGCCUGCGCCUGCAUCUUGUGGGAAGAGGUUCCACAGUUUCACUGUGCUGUGAAAAAGUGCUUCCUCAUUGUCCAUCCCAAAUCUCUUACUGGGUGGCCCCUAGAGGGUUCUAGUAUUAGGAGACAGGGAGGAAUAACUUUCAGCCCUAUUAUAGGGGGCUACAUUAGUGCUGUAGCAUGCUGAGUGCUCUGGGUAAGGAAAUAUGAAUGCAUUUCGGCAGGUUUUAGGGAUUUGUCCUUUAGCAGAUUCCUAGACUGUCUUAAAAGUUGCCCAAUGCCGUCUUAAGCAUUGCAGCCUUAAAUACUGCUCAGAUACCAUUCCCUGAGGCAGUGGUGUCUUAACAGGCUGUGUUGUCUUUGGCCUGCUUUGCUGUUUAUUCAUUACCCAAAGCGACUUAUAGUGAUCCAAACAUUAAAACCGAGUAUAAAAAACCCCAGAACAAACCUAAAAACACAUCCAUACACUUAGAAAAAGGCAAGUCGUAACACAUCCCACUCCAGAGGCCACAGAUACCUAAAAAUUCUCCCAAGUUAAGGGCCAGAAACCUGGGUGAAAAGAAAUAUUUUUGCCUGGUGCCUAAACCUAAAAAAUAGGUAAUGAUGGCACCAGGGGUGCCUCACCUAAGACAGCAUCUCGUAAGUGGGGAGCCACCACUGAAAAGGCCUCGUGCUGCCCCUCAAUACUUGCUAGGAGGAAGUCAUUUUUUAAAAAUAAAGCAUUUUUUUUUGUUUUUUUUAAUCCAGCUGCUGAAAUUAGAAACCCUACCGAAAGAAAGCUAAAUAUAAAAAUACGGCACAGUUCGUAGACCAGGAGUAGGAAACCUAUACUAGACUCCAACUUCCAUCAUACCUUGCUGGCUGGGGCUGAUAGAAGCUGGAGUCCAUCAACAACUGGAGGGAAGCAGGUCCCUGGACGAUUUUGUAUUUUGGCAAGUCAGCACUGGGAAGGAGUUCCACACUUGACAGGCAAUGAUUCCAGUGUUGACUUGGUGCGUACUUAAAGAAGGUACACUUCUUCAAUGUUGUGUGACUAUAGCAACACACAGAGAAAGCAGAGGUGGCCUUUGAUUAAAGUGCGUCUCACCUGAGAGGUCAUAACUGGCACACAGGAAUUACAUUUUUAAAAAUGACUUUUGUCCUGCCCUUUCUCCUUGACACUUGAAAUGGGGCACAUGCCUCCCCCCCUCCCCAUUUGUCUUUCCAAUACACUGAGAAAGAGGCUGGGUGCGUACAUUUAAAGCCCGUGACUUACCCUCACACCAAAUGAUUCUGGGAACCGUAGUUUGUUAAGGGUGCUGGGAACUGUAGUACCACCUCUCACAAAGCUACAGUUCCCAGCACCCAGUUCUUUGAGGGGGCGAGUCAUGUGCUUUAAAUCUGUGGUGUGCAUGCAGCCGUAGGGAGUUGCCCAAAGGCCAGUUGGUGGGUAUCAUGGCUUGUUCUCCACAUUCCUGUCCUAACACUUGGACUAGUGCAGACCUCAGACACUAAAACUGAAGUUGCCUCCUGUGCUUUUAGCUCACAAGGUGUUUGGUGAUUCAAAGUGUUUGGUCAAUUCCCCACCUGGAGAGGGUUGUGUUCUGCUUCAAAGUCCAUAGGUGGGAGAGCCCUGCAAGGAUUUUUCUUCUCUUUUUUUCGUGAUGCAGACAAUAAUUGCAGCUUGCUGAACAGAAUCAUAAAAUCAGAGUUGGAAGAGACCUCCCAGGGUCAUCUAGUCCAACCUCCUGCAAUGCAGGAAUCUUUCUGCUCAACGUGGGGCUCAAACCUGCAACCUUAAGACCAAGAGUCUUUUGCUCUACUGACUGAGCUAUAUUGUUGCUUUUAAUGUCUGCAUCCCUCUCUGCCUUAAACGCUCAUUGUUCCCAUUUUAAAGAUUGUUCUUUAUUAAAUUGUUAUACCACCCUUCACCCGAAGAUUGCAACAUAAAAGUACAAAAUGAAGACAUAAAGUGCAUAAUAAAUGAAAACAAACCAAUAACCGCCUUCCCACUGUCACAUUUAAAAGACCAGAGAAUGGUAAUUAGCCAAAUAAAAGGCACUGAGGACAAAAUAUAGCCAUUUGGUUGCAGGGCAGGCAGCUUAAGUGCUCUGGGACCCAACCUGCAGUAUUCCUUUAACGCAAUAUUGGGCUGCGGCCAUGGCUUCCCUUAGUGAAUCUGGGAACUGUAGUUUGUGAAGGGUGCUGAGGGUUUCUAGGGAGAGCCCUGUUCCCUUCACAGAGCUACAAUUCCCAGAGUUCCCUGGAAGGAGGCAUUGAUUGUUAAACCAUCCUCUGAAGCCCUCAGUUGUUCCCGAGCCUCUGAAGUCAGAAUCCCUGCUGCCCCAAAGCAGUUGGCUGUGGCUCAAGUCUUGCAGCAGCCCUAUGUGAUGUCAGAGCAGCCAGACUAAUCAAAGCUGUGAAGUUUAGGCCUUCUAUUGGCUCAGAAGAACCUGUAACAGCACCUGUUGCCCAUCACACUUGAUUAGUUCGUGAUCUCUCUCUCUCUCUCUCUCUCAACACUUUGCAUUCAGUGACCUUGGUUCACCCAGAAGCCGAGACUUCUAACUGCCCCAGGGAUAGGUUCUGUGUAGCUCAGAAGCCUGUAGAGUCUUGCAUCCAAAAUAAAUUGAUCCCAUAAGAGUUCCCCUUCAGGUGAUUUUUGUUGCUUUGACUCUCUCUCCCCCCUCCCUCCUUGCAAAUCUGCAACUUGACUAGUGGUAGCAAAGGGAAAGCGUGCCCCUCCCUCCUCAUAAACAUAAAAAAACCGGAGUGAAAGAACUUCAAAGCUGAGAGGGGUGUGUCUGAUAGAGCAGCUCUGCCUGGUCUGGAAUUGCUUUAAUGAUGCGCUUGCUCUCCGUAGGAAGAGGGGAAAGUUUUUACUUUGCUAUCUGUGUUUGAACUAAGUCCUUGGCUGAGUUGUUACGUGUGUAAUGUCGCGUUUAAAUUUUUGUUUUGUUUUUGGAAGAUAAAUCCUGUACUAAGUUACCGUAUUUUUCGCUCUAUAACACGCACCCGACCAUAACACGCACGUAGUUUUUAGAGGAGGAAAAUCCGUAGGCAUGCCACCUGUAGGCAUUCCCUCCAUAACACGCACAGACAUUUCCCUUUACUUUCUAGGAGGAAAAAAGUGAGUGUUAUGGUGCAAAAAAUACGGUAAUUGAGUGAGCAGCGAAUCUGGAUUCUCUGCAGUGCAGUAAAUGGGCAGACUUCUCAUAGAUCUCUCACUUGACGCCUUCUGCUGGUUGAUAACAAGGAGCUUUUGUGGGGUGUGGAACCCCAGUCUCUGACUCAAGGGUGUGUUUGCAAUAAGUUUGAGGGUGUGACACAAAAGGCCCUGGGUGCCAUAAACAUUAUAUCUACCCUACCUGACUUGCUGGGGUCUUAUCUCUGCCACCUGAAGUUUUCCCCAGGCUUGUAAAUGGUUUUUUUAAAAAGAAAAUCAAUGAGGCCUAGAAGCUUGCUCAAAGGAAUAUUUAGUAAAAUUUACUUUUUGUGGCAUCUAUAUAUAAUUUUUCUCUUCCUUUCUCUCUGCACUCCAGUGAAAUCGUGUCAUUUUCUCACUGGCGCGUACUCUAGGUUAUCAAAAUGAAUUAUUUAUUUGGAUUGUUAUGUUUGGCAGUAUUCAGUUAAGUUUUACUUGGAGUAGAUCCAUUGAAAUUAAUAGACCUAACACGUUCAUUCUUUUCAGUGGUUCUACUCUGAGUAAAACCCGUUCUGUUUUGACAUGAAUCAGCAUUUCGGCUGCAUAUGCAAUAUAAUUUUAAAGCACAUUUGAAUCACAUUAUCUCCCACAAAGAAGCAAUCCCAUGAACUGUAAUUUCCCUCUCACAGGGCUACAAUAUCCAGCAGCCCUGAAAAAAAAUUGCAGUUCCCAGGAUGCUUUGGGAGAAAUAAUGUGCUCCAAAUGUAGUUCAAAUGUUUACUAUUGGGAAAUGCAUGUCGCUGCCCAGUAAUUUGUAGAAACAACAACAACAACAAAUAAUUAUUUUAAAAGGGAUAGUGCAGUUAGUGAAUUUGGACCUGCCAUGCCAAAAAUUAGGUGAAGUCACACCAAAGUCACAAUUGGGUUCGCCAUCUGGAUUCAAAUUGGCAGCUGGUAUCCAAACAUUGACAGCGACUGCUGCCCCUGGUUCAGGAACCCCUGUGCCAGGUUUGGUGAAGACAUCUUGAGAGGCGGCCUAUAGAAAACAGAAAGACAAACCAGUUUCCAAAAUGAGCCACAUUGGAAGCACUGAUGUGGGGGGAAGUGACAUACAAAACGAAAUCAUAAAUUAAAAUUUCUAUUUAUCACCCCACUUCCCCCGGCUGCAAAAAUUGUAUUAUUCUAGUAGGGGCCUAGGAAGCUGGACAAUUUGGUUUUGUAGACUAGGGUUGCCCAUUCUGAUUGUCUGCCACUCUUGACUGAAGGUCUUAGGCAGCUGAUCUUUUUAAUUGGAGAGCGAAGGGGGUUGAACCCGGGAUCUUGUGCAUGCAGCCAGGUGCUAUUCCAGUGUGUUCGGUCGUCCCAGUUUAUUUUCCUUUCUUGUUUCCAAAAAAGUUGGUUUUCCCCUCCCAAUUUUCCUAUUCCCUUCCCCACCAAGCCUUCACAUCUUUAGAACCACCCACCCUUGGAGAAUAUAUGGGGUAUGAAGUGAUACUGAUGUUGGCAGGAGGGGAAUUAAACACAUUUCAACACUUUUCAGCCUGAUUGGUGUAUGCCUUUCCUGCAUUUGAAUUUCUAAACAGGUUGAUCAAAGGGUUAUCUACCUGGAACUACUGAAGAAAUAGUUAUUUAUUAACCUUGCGUUAGUGAAGAAAGUGCCGGUCAGUCAGUCCGUUGUCUUGGCAGGUGUUCUGUGCUGCUCACAAGCUUGCAUACUUAUCAGCACAAACAAACAGAGAGUGGUGGUAGAGGUGAUCUUUUGUUGGCUGCCUUAAAGCUAAACAGGAGUCCUUGGGUACGAGACAGUCUGUGAUGUGUGGUGGAACACGUUUUCUAAACAAAUGAUCCAGAUUCGUUUCCCCUGUUGCAAUACUUCUGAUUCUCUCUUUUAUUCUCUAAUUUUAGAAAUGCAGGCUUUUAGAAAAUUUGUGGCGAAAUAAAACAAGUGCAAUACUAAUCAAACUAGGCAACUAGAAUGGAAAAUAGCCAUAGCCAAAUUUGACAGGAAAGUGUUUUUACCAUUUUUUUCCCCUCUAGGAAGAACCCGCUUCUCCUGUGCCUCAAGCUUGCUAAAAUUAGGCCUGCCAAAAUGGUCUACGUUACUUUCAAUUUUUCCCCCUUAAGCUCUAUAUUAAGACAAGUGGGUAGCAUUGAGUUGCCAUGUCUUAAAAUAUUUACAAGUCCUCCAAUAAAAGGAACUUGAAUCGGAAUAUAACAUUUAGACCUCACUGACAGCGCAAUCCUGUGGCUGUUUAUUUUGAAGACACUGCGGCUUAUUUAUGUGCCAAUUAUUCCCAGAUAAGCGUGUGUAGGACUGAGGUUUAAGUGCACUCUGCAUGGAAGGCUUCCUAAUGGAAUCUGUUGAUUUAUCUACCUCUGGCUAAUUGGCAAAACAUUUUGAGAUUCAGAUAGCACCAAGUGUGAAAAGUCUGCUGUUAGUUUUGCUUACGAAAUAUAAGUUGGAUCUCGGUUCAUUCUUAAGAGUCGGCAAAAAAACUUCCCAGUUCUAAAUUUCCCGGGAAGUCCACAUCCUUGGGGGUAGUCCGUUCCUCAAAUGCAGCAAACGCCUUAUGCAGCGUCUGUUUUAUGCCAACUCUGUGUGAGUGCUAACUUACGUGGGGUUUGUGGGUCCCAGCACAGGGGCGUUCCUGUUUUCCAUGAUGGUCUGAAUCCUAGGAUGUAAAAGGGAAGGUGGCAUGACCUCUGUGAAGAACUCUGCCACAAAGUAUGUCCCACCUAUUGGGAGAUACAGGACAGGUAAAGGGAAGUACUGCUUAGCACCGUGUGUGGUUGGCGCAUUUUGCACUUGGCUCUUGGCCAUUUGCAGGUGAAGAUGCCUGGGUCACAGGAUGGCGCCUGACACCUCCACCUCUGGAGGUGCGUGCCUGGGAAUCAUUGGAUCGCGACUGUUUUCCACACACUAAUACCCUCUCCUGUAGAAUUCUAUGUGUCCCAUUUUAUCUGCAUAAUCAGAAUGAAUUUCAGGAACCAAAACGCUUUUUUUGUGCAGCUUGCGCAGGAGCAGCGAACAACAUUAUAUAGUUCACUGUUGUCACUUGUCUUCACUUGCCCCCACCUCACAGUUGUGAAGAAUAUUCUUACAUUAUGAAUGGUCCGUGUCACUAUUAAGCAAAAUAGUAUAAGGAAAAAAAAUACAUUAAGACUGUCCCUGGAUAAAGUGACUUUUAAGUUCUAAACAUUCUUAACACAGCUCAAGGUUGUCAUCUUGAACUAGCCAGAUGUUUAGCUGAAAAUCUAUCACAGUCAGUCCAUCAUUUGAAUAAUAAGACUUUAGAGCCGUCUUGCCCCCAAAUGGUGUUCCUUUUUGGGCGACUGCAACCUUGGUUUAAGGAGCCAUUUGGCCCCCAGCUUGUAUAUCUGAGUUUCUAAUACUGGAAGUUUCAGAAUUUGCUCCCAUGGGGUGUAGUAAUGGAGACCAAUUUGGAUGGCUUCAAAGGGGGUUAGGCAAAUGUGAGGAGGAUUGUUCUGAUGCACUCGCUGUGUGCUACUCCGCUGUUGGAGGCAGAACAGUCCUGGGUACCAGUUGCUCACAGUCACAAGUGGGGGGGUGUGCUGUUGCACUCGGAUCCUGGUUGUGGGCUUCUCUUUGGGGCAUAUGGUUGGGCCACUUUGAGAAGAGUGGAUUAAAUGGAUCUCUGGAUCCAUCAGGACUCUUGAUAUGUUUUUAUUGAAAUGGGGGACCUGUUGCAGGACUCCCAUCUCGCACCAACCUCGACUGUUGGCCAUGUUGACAGGGGCCGAUGGGAGUUCAGCAACAUUUCGAAGGCCACAAGGUUCCCCCCACUCCUUGUUGCAACGCUUUGCCCAAAAAGAGACCGAACAAGGCUGAUACCCACCUGGAAUCUUAUUAUCCCAUUUCCCGUAGGGAGACUUCCUUCUGCACAAGUGAGAACACGAUCCUCUGCUUGGCUCCUCUCCCCCCAAUGCACGGGAAGGGCAUGUAAAUCAUUGACUGUGCCUAGACUCGCAAAUAUUUCUAGAAUUUCUGCAAAUUGCCAUUUUUGUCUUGUUGGGUGCCACAUGGCCUGCUUGAAUUUGCCCUUGCUCCAUUUGUGCAAGGACAGAGAACUGUCUGCUGUCCGGAGUGCCUCUCCCCACUUGCCCCCCCCCUCCCCGGCAAGAAUGUGAUUUUUUUUUUACGUGCUUAUAAAAAGCAAUGGGUAUGUUGGGCUUGGUGAGCAGGGUUGGUGGGGUAGCUACAGGAAGUGAGCGGUCUCAGGAACCAACUGGACAGAUAAGUGAUGGGAACACAGGAAGCUGCCUUCUACUGAGUCCUUGGUCCAUCUGUUGUUGACAUUGCCUGGUAGCAGCUUUCCAGGAUUUCAGGCAAGGGGCUGUUCCCAGCCCUACCUGAAGAUGCCUGUGAUUGAACCUAAGACCUUUUGCAUGCAAAGCAGAGGCUCUUCCACUGAGCCAGAUCCCUUGCCACACAUUGCCCAAGGCUUUUGAUGUGCUCAUGCUCUUAUGUUUUUACUAGUCUUCUGGUAGUGAUUGUGUUUGGCUUUUUGUAGCGCUCUUAUAUUUUCAGUAAGUUUCUUUUUUUAAUAUAUUAUUUGUUUCCAUGUUUGUCUCGCUGUAAGGUUUGUUGAGGCGCAGUUUCAUGGAAAAGCAGUAUUAAGAGUCUAUUCCUUCUGUCUUUAGACAGCUUUGCUGGGUUGCCUGGUGCAGUUUUCUUACUCAGCUUUGGCGACUGCGUGCUCACAGUCUUCCUAUGAAACCCUUGGCAUUGUGGGAAGGAUGCUUCUAAGUCAUGGCAAGGGCUUAGCUUGGUUGCUGUAGCCUUGCCUAUUUCUGGUGUAGUGUGGGAUGUAUUUUGAGACAAAUCUGGCAGUGUGUAUCAAAAACAACUGAGACCAUGAGGAUGGUGACUUCCUAAGCAGGGCUGCAGGGGAAAGGUCAAUCAGACAUCUACGCUUAUUUUAUGCCCUAGCUGGAGAAGCUUGAGGUGGAGGUGUGGUAGACUGUUGCUGGGUUCUGAAGCUCCAUCUCCCUUUGAUACAGCUUAUUCAACUUUGCAGCUCAUGGUUGAAGUUGUUAGCCCAGCAGCAUCUGAACACAGCCACAAGUUCUCCAUUAUCAGAUGGAACUUUGGUCUGAGCCAGCUGGGUCCUUAUUAUGUACGUCUCCUAAUUUUUCCACCCAUCCCCUAGCUCUAGUUUCUUUCGAAUACAUGAAUGAAGUCAAUUGUGAGCAUUGGGAUUUCAUGGUUCAUUUAGCUGCUCGAGAUGCAUUAAGGACUUAAAUCAGUUGUCUUGAGCUUGUCCUUCUGGGUUGGUGAAGAAAGCUGCUUUAAAAAAAAUAAAAUGCUCUGACUCACUUCAACUUCAUCAAAGCUGUCGACAGCUCAGGGAACCCUGCAUUGUGUUCUGUGUUCAGAUGGCUGGUCCCAGAUCAACAGAGGCUUAUGCCUUGCCAGAAACACUUUUGGGCUUCAUCUCUAGUGAAAAUAAAAGUGUUAAAUUGUCAUCAUCAUCCUUUUUUUUUAUUGCCUUCUCAAGGCGAUUUACACCUAAGAUUAUUGAAAUAGUUAAAAUUACAAAACCAGAUAUAUUUAAAGCAAGACUAAAACCCUAACAAGUAGAUGCUCGUGGCAAAGCCCCCUUUAUCCACCUGAGAAAGCUUGUCAGAACAGAAAUGCCUUCCGUUGUUUCCGGAAUAAACUUGGCACUUGAUUUGUUUGCUUUGUGUGUGCCUCCUCUCACAGUCUUGUGAGUGCAGAUAGGAUCACCGAAAAAUCUAAACUUCCUCAUUCUGGUUGCCUCCACUAAUCACCGCAAGUCUUCCACUGAUAUAACAAUCUUUCCCAAACUCUGGUUUCUUGAGAUAUUUGAAGAUGGAGAUAUGGUAGCCAUCUUCAAAUAUCUCAAGGGCUGUCACAUGGAAGAGGGAACAAGCUUGUUUUCUCCUGCUCUGGAGGGUAGGACUCGAACCAGUGGCUUCAGAUUAUAAGGAGAUUCAGACUAAUCAUCAGGAAGAGCUUUCUAACAGUAAGGGCUGUUCGGCAGUGGAAUGGUCUCCCUCUGGAGGUUGUGAACUCUCCUUCCUUGGAGGUUUUUAAGCAGAGCUUGGAUGACCAUAUGUCAUGGAUGCUUUAGUUGAGAUUCCUGCAUUGCAGAGGGUUGGAGUUGAAGACCUUCGGGGUCCCUUCCAACUUGACAAAUCUAUGAUUCUAGGGUGUGAACAACAUAUGAGCCCUGCUGGAUCAGGUCCACCUAGUCCAGCAGUUGACUUGCCACAGUGACCAGCCAAUUGUCUCUAGACAGCCUGCAGGCAAGGCUUGAAAAUGGCAGCCCUCUCCUGAACACGGCUUUCCAGCAGGUGACCAUCAGAAAUGUCCUUGAUGUGAAUAUGGAAGUUCUAUCUCACCACUGUAGCUGAUAAAUCCAUCGGUGGCUCUCCCCCUCCCUCUACCGAGUCAUACCAUUGGUGCAUCAAGCCCAGUAUUGUCUACACACUGAGAUCUUCUGCUGACUGAUUAAGUGAUUUGCGCUUGUCCCUCCUAGCUAUGUUUGGGCAUCUAAUGGUGGUUUUCUGACUGAAGUAGGUGGUCAGCCUUGAGGUAAUGGAGCCCUACCCUUGUUUCAAUAGAGAUACCCUUCCCUUUACUUUCCAAGGUGUAGAAGGAUGAGCAUGUUGAACUUUUUUUUCCUACCAGCCCAAUUUCUGUGGAGGUUUCUGUUUAAAUUGCAGUAAAUGCAACAGUCUCGUGGUAUCCUUUUAAAGGCAAACGGGUUUGCUGCAGCCUCGGCUGCCGUGUUUGCUGUCCUCCAUUGCUGUCUUGGGUGCUUCUCCUUGUUUGCUUUAAUGCCAGAGUGCUUUUAUUUGUAUAAUUCGGGGCAAAGUACACCUGACUCUCGGUUUAGUCCCCAAAUAAUGCUGUUGUUGGGCACGGCCUGAGGCUCACACAGUCGGUAGCAGGGUACAAGUUCAGUGGCAAGAGUCUGGCUUUUUUUAAUUUAAAAAACCCAAAUAAUUCUUCCGCUGUCCUCCAUUUUACAACCCCGUGGCAUGGGCGCAGUGGCAGCAUCCUACUGUCCUGGGCAGCAGCUGAGCCUUUCUCUCACCUGCUUCACCCCUAAUAGUGUCUCUCCCACCAUGUUUUUGUGCCACAAUUUGUCUCUUCCUCCCCCUCAACCCAUCUACUAAUAUGUGCUAAGACCUAUUUUAUGUGAGAGGAGCUCAAAAGGUGUUAUUUUGUUUUAGUUGCCAUUUUGCUGAGCUGAGCUGUUGUAAUUCUGGGUUUGAGUUCCUGUUUUGCGUGCCUCCUUGUGAUAAUUUUUAAAUGAAAAUACGGGGUUCAUAAACAUUUAAAUAGAAGUAAAAUCCGUGCCUCUGAACUUUUGAGGGCAAGGGCUCCAUUUGUAACACAAUCCCCACUUCAGAAGCGGAGCCCAACUAAUUUCUCCCUGCCUCCCUUUUGCUUCUCCCCUUAAUGUUGUCAAAGCGGCUGAAGUUAGCUGUGCUUCGUGCUGGUUCGACUGCAUGCAGAUGAUUCUCCAGCUGCCCAAGUAGAAACCCUAGAGAGAGACCGGACUCUGUUCUCUGACCUUGCAAGUUAUUUGUAGCUGCCUUGUUCCAAAAUAUUGAUUCACCUGAGAAAUGGGAAGUCCGCUUCCCCCCAAAAACAUAACAAAAGCUAGCGUACCAAGUUAGCUUUAUCUCUUCUGGAAUCUCCAGCUUCUGUGUGGGCUUAUAAGGCAGCUCAUAUGCCCUUUGGCUAUUUUUAGCGUGGAAAAAAUUUCCCGGCCCCUGUGACUUCAGUUUUUAAUGCAACCGAGUCCUAUCCGGCAUGCCUCUUCACCCUGGUGGCUGCAUUCCCUGACACUGUGUCGCACAUCCUUCUAAUUCCACUGCAUUACACAAUUAUAUCGUUAUGUGAUUAGGGGGAGAAGGCUGUGAAAUUUUAAAGGUGCUUCCUAUUGAGAAUCUUCUCUACGCCCACUAUGUUGACCUCUUGCUUCCUUCCGGGCUUUUUCUUUUUUGCUCCUCUGGCUAUCUCGGUUCGAUCUACCAUCUCACCACUGAGGACUAGAAACUUGGUGUUUUAUGCAAUUAAAUGCAGAGUGCAAAUAGCCUUAAUCCAGGGAGGGGAAAGAAUACGAGCUUGUUAAUAUUGCACUGUUGUCUUGGCACUUUGUGGUACAAAUGCAGUCUUCUGGCAUCCUUCUCUCAUCUCCCAUUCCAAAGCCCAUGAGCUGUCACGGCUCAGCAAGGACUGGUUUCUUGGAUAUUUUCACCUCCCAGUUCCAGAAAAUACGUAAGUCCCUUUCUCUCAAACUCCUGCCAAAGUUUCUUGGAAACUUAACGGUGGUGUGGAUAAUCAUUUUUGUCUGCGGACUGUGUGAAUGAGAGCCAGACAGUGUAUGCAAAAUUCAUGAUACUGAUCUCCUUAGUUCAGGGGUUGCCAAAGGCUCAUGGACAAAUUUGGGUUUUGAAGCAAGUGUUGUGGGUACUUGCUCCCUCUGGUCACAUCUUUCACCUUUUCCCCAGAUCAGUCCUCCCCACUGACAGAGGGAAGGAUUGCACACAAACAUACAAAUUUUGCAUUUCUGCAUGUUCUGUGUGACAGUCAGAAUGAAUAGAAUUUCUGAGCCCUGAUAAGCCUGUAGAGCUGAAAGAGGAGGAGGAAAGAGCCUUGCUCUCCCAGCUUCCUCCCUUUUUGUGUAAUUUUUAUGGGAGAAAAAAGUAACCACCAAAGGAGCAGCGAGUUUUGAGGGGAGGCAGAGCUUAGAAGCUUUUGGAGCCCUCAAGGACACUGUUGUGGCUGCAGAACGCGACGCUGGUGCCUCCUGUCUCCUAGUGUUUGGGUUUUAAUUUAAAAGCACUUUGAUGGGUCUGACCUGAAUCUGGGGAAGGUUUCAACCCUUUCACCCCAGGAGAUAAUGCACCAGCAAAUGGGUGUUCCAUGCAUUUGUGGACUUGCCAAGUGCAGAAUCCUUGAGUCUACUGACGAAACUGGAAUCCCAUCCCAGGCUUGGGAACGAUGCCAGCAUGUGCAACACAGCAGCUUGCCAUGUAUGUGUGUGCUGAAGUGAACACCAGCCAACUUCUUCCCUUCUCAGAUCUUAGGCAGAGCUGCUCUGUCCGCCCCUUAAAAACCCUGCGCCACUAGUUCGCUUCGGCCCUUAUAUGGAUCCGCUUACUGCAGGGUUUCUCCGUUCUGGAGGGGAGCUGUGCUUAUUGAUUCUGCAGCACGUAAAGGAGGAAUUUGGGGGAGGAAAAAAACCAACUUCCAAAGAGAGCUGGUGCUAUUGUGCCCACCAAACCCCAUUUAGUAGAUGUGAGCCAGGUGUUCAAUGUUUAGCGGACACAUUUUUUUUCCCAGGCAGAAGCUGCAAGCAUCACAGGAAGAGUGUAUUUCUAGAAGGGUGUGUCUGAAUCUGACCCAGUGUGCAAUUUCAGCUCAUUGCCUCAGGUGGGCAUAGGGAACAAGUGGCUUCCAGAUGUUUCUGAACUACAACUCCCAUCAUACUCGCUGGCACUGAUGGUUCAGCAACAUCUGGAGAGCCACGAGUUCCCAACACCAGACCUAAGGGAAUUUCCUACUGGAGGAGGGAGCAGGGGAAUGUUCAAGUUCUCAUUGAGGUGGUAAAUCUGUAUCUCAUAGAAUCAUAGAGUUGGAAGAGACCACAAGGGCCAUCGAGUCCAACCCCCUGCCAAGCAAGAAACACCAUCAGAGCACUCCUGACAUAUGGUUGUCAAGCCUCUGCUUAAAGACCUCCAAAGAAGGAGACUCCACCACACUUCUUGGCAGCAAAUUCCACUGUCGAACAGCUCUUACUGUCAGGAAGUUCUUCCUAAUGUUUAGGUGGAAUCUUCUUUCUUGUAGUUUGGAUCCAUUGCUCCGUGUCCGCUUCUCUGGAGCAGCAGAAAACAACCUUUCUCCCUCCUCUAUGUGACAUCCUUUUAUAUAUUUGAACAUGGCUAUCAUCUCACCCCUUAACCUCCUCUUCUCCAAGCUAAACAUGCCCAGCUCCCUUAGCCGUUCCUCAUAAGGCAUCGUUUCCAGGCCUUUGACCAUUUUGGUUGCCCUCCUCUGGACACGUUCCAGUUUGUCAGUGUCCUUCUUGAACUGUGGUGCCCAGAACUGGACACAGUACUCCAGGUGAGGUCUGACCAGAGCAGAAUACAGUGGCACUAUUACUUCCCUUGAUCUAGAAUGCUAUACUCCUAUUGAUGAGGCCCAGAAUUGCAUUGGCUUUUUUAGCUGCUGCUAGAAGAAGCAUUUCCACCCUUGCUUUCUACAUGCAGGGAUAUAUAUAUUUGCUGCCUUAGAGAGGAGUAUUUCUACACACUCCCUUGACCACUGUGAUUUAAACUUGGACACAGGUUUUCCUUCUCCCGGUGCUAUAUUUAGUUCAUUCGCCUGGGUAGGUGGGAACCUGUUGUUGUACUUCAGCUCCCAUCAGCCCCAGCCACUAAGAUCUGUGAUCAGGGAUGAUGGGAACUGUGGUCCAACCACAUCAAAGGCCCACAGGUAGAAUCCUAAAUUGUAGAGUUGGAAGGGAUCCCGAGGGUCAACUAUUCCAACCCUGCAAUGCAGGAUGCUGUUAAUGCACUCUUGAGUAUCAUUGCAUGCCAAUUAUACCUGACACUUGGAAUUUUAAAUUCCCUUGUAAGCAAGGGUGUUUGGAAGGUAGGGAGAGAAGCAGCACAAGAGGGGAAGAGCAGAGGCUGGUGCAGGGCAACAUAGCUAUUUCUUGGGGAAUCGCAGCACCUUUUGCAUGCAUAUAGAAUCCCACCCCACUGCCCCAUGCCGAGUUUCUAGUUCUGUUGUGGGUGAUUUCUAGUGAAGUUUCCAGAAAGUUGGCUGAAUAGUGAACUGGGGAGGUGUCAUGAGUGUCUCCGUUCCUUGCUCACCUCCCUUAAUUACAAACAGAGCAUAUGCAGUGUAAGUUUUCGUAAGAGCAGGGUUGAUGAAUCUGUGGCCCUCCAGAGUUUGUUGGACUCCGUCAGCCCCGGCCAGCAUGGGAGUUGUCGUUCUAGCAGCAUCUGGAGAGCAAGUGGUUCCCUACCCCUGUCCUAAAUGCCUUGGCACUCUUUUAUUUUUGAAUAGCUGCUGCCUUUUCUGUCCUCUUGCAGUCCUGAAUGCAAAUCUAUGCUGUGCAGAAUCGAAUGUUAUUAGUGCCCAAUCUUUUAUUAUUAGAGAUUUGUUUCAUGCUGCUGGCCAUCGUGAUUAAUGGAACCUACAUGUUCAGUGGCAGAAUAUCUCCGAAACUCAGAAGAUGGGGGGGGGACAGCAAUGGGAGAGGGCUGUCAUCUAUCUUCUUCUCUUGUUGUGUGCUUCCUGGAGGCAUGAGAUAGCUCAGUUGGCAGAGCAUGAGGCUCUUUUAAUCUCAGGACCGUGGGUUCAAGCCCCACUUAGGGCAAAACAUUCCUGCAUUGCAGGGGGUUGGACUAGAUGACCCUUGUGGUCCCUUCCAGCUCUACAAUGCUAUGAUUCUGUUAUAUCUGGCUGACCUAUGGGAGAGAACUGAUGAUGAACUAGAAGGACGUCUGUCUGAUCCUGCUGGGCUCCUUUCAUGUUCAUGCGCUGUGAUGCACUCUCAAGCCUUCAGCUGCAGAUGGUUUAUAAACUUAAAGCUGCUUUAGCUCUUCUUCUUUUGGUUGCUCAGUUUUAUUCCCAGCAUCUCCAAAGGGGGAUGGGUAAGUGGGUUGCUUUGCUCUUGAAUGCUUCAUCACACAUAAGGGGAGAGCCUGCCUUUUUCUGAGAACCUGAGUCCUGACAAAAUUGCUGGAAAAAGCCCAACUUUGGUGGAUGAUUCAUAAAUGAGAGGCUCUUGUGUCUUGGGAAUCACCAGUCCUCAUGGCUCAAUAAUAAUAAUAAAAAUAAAAAUAAUAAACUGGAAUGUUACAAGCAAUUUUUAAUUUAUUUUUUAAAGCCCAGAUUGUUCCUCCAGCAGCUCAGAUCAGGGCUUCGCACCUGCUUUGUCUCAAUGCAGCCUUCUUCCCUUGCCCUCCUCGCAUGCUUCGAAUGUCUCUCACUCAGCUUACCUUCUGCUUUCUUACUUCUGGAAAGUGUCCUGGGUUCCCCUUGGAGAGCCCUCAAGAUGCCAUCAUCAUUAAAUGGCGGUAGAAGAAAUCCCUGCAGAUUUUCCUCUGCAUGAGAGAGAGAGAGAAUCUUUUUAGAAAACUCCAUAAGCACAUUGUCAUCAUAGCCUAGUUCCCAGUGAAGUGGGGCAAGCCUGUGUCUGUGCUGUACCCCUCCAGACUUUUGGGUUGGGGAGGGCUCUUCCAUAGAGCAACAAAGACCUCGCCCUCUGCAUGCAGAAAAAGAGCGGGUCAGGCUCUUUCCCCACAUGCAGGCUUUUUGCAUGCAGGGAGUGUAUUUAGUUUGUAUGGAAGAUCGUUCUGACACGUAAGCCUCCCCGCUCCAAGUCUGAGGGGUACAGCCAGGACAGAGGCUUGCCCCACUUCUCUGAGAACUAGACCUUGGAGCUGAUAUUCCUGGUUCUACACUUCCAACCUUGGGAGGACGAGUCCGUGCCCUUGGAGACACCCAAACUCUGCUGGCUGCCAAUGUAAACUGUGAGAGUGUUCUGCAGCAAGCAGCUCUCUGAAUGGGCAGCUGUUUACCCCUGACAUUCCAGCCACAAGGCCCGCAGAUUCUCCUCUGUUAAGGAAAGGAAUGCCAGCCUUGUCUUUUUAUAACUUGAGGGGAGCUCUUGCUCAAGUAACAGGUUGGGCAGAAUACAAUGUGAACCUCAAUUUUUGUCACUUAUCUUGACUGUGGAAUAUUCCUGUUAGGGGUAGAUCCACUGAAAUUAAUGGGCAUGAGUAAAUUGGGUCCAUUAAUUCCAUUGAGUCUCCUCUGAGUAGGAUUUAGCCCUGAUUCUCAUGAAGGCAGGGAUUGCCAAAUUUAUUUUAGAUGGCAACUGAUGCACAACAGAUAGACCACGUCCCCCGUUGUUCAGCCUUUCUUGUGCCGUACAGUUUGUUGUACAACAUUCAGUGCAACAAAAAGCACUGUGUGUGUGUGUGUGUGUGUGUGUGUGUUGUUCUGUUCUGUUGUGGAUCUAUGACGAACAUCUCUGAUGCAUGUUGCUGUAUUUGAGAUCCUUAUCUGCAACUAUAAACAUUUUUGCUCCUGUAAACCAAAAGCGAAUAAUCAUCAUGUGAUCUUUAUGGUCUUGAGGUCAAAAUGAAGAUCAGGGGCUACUGGGCAGAACAUUGGGGGGGGGCACUUGAGAAGGAAGAUUAUGGAAAAGUGACCAGCACAGUAUAUCGAACCAGGUGUUUGCAGCACAGAUUUUCUUCUGGUGGGUGAUUUCCUCUGCUUGCAUAUGUUGAUGGUGCAUAUUUCAUGGUGAAAGGUGGGGAUGCAUGUUGUCUUUGAUUUGAAAGUAGUAGUCCAAGCAUUCAGCAGGGCUCAGUUAUGCGGGGAGGCAGAGGGUUCCUUAAUACAGCGGUGCCCUCCAGAAGCCGUUGGACUACAAUUCCCAACAUCUCUGGCCUUUGGCCACGCUAGCUGGGGCUGAUGGGAGUUGUAGUCCAUUCACCUCCAUGGUUGGAGGCAGUAUUCUUCUGGAUAAUACUGGUUGCUGGGAAUCGCAGGUGGGGAGAGGGCUCUUGCACUUGGGUUUGUGCUUGUGGGCUCCCCCUUGGGGCAUCUGGUUGGCCACUGUGACAAUAGGAUGCUGGACCAUUGGCCUAACCCAGCAGACUCUUCCUAUAUUACGUAGGCCAGUAUGUUGGCUGUUUCUGCUUUAAUACCCAACAUUCCCCACUUUUAGGCAAAAUAUGCCUCCUAGAUCCUUCAAAGCCUAGCAGCUAAACCGACUGGGCCACUCUGACCCACUGCAACCCAUUUUUAUUUCCAUUGUUAUUUUGUAGGCCUCUAUCAUGGUGCUUACUACUUGUUAGGAUUUUUUUUUUUAAAGUAUUGAUCAUGUGGCUUAUUUUGUAUGCGAGGAGCUGCCUUUGAACUCUUUCUAGGGAAGAAUCUUAAAUGCUUAGAAUAUUCACAGCCAAGUCUUCAUAGAAGGUUCUGCAUAGUUGUAAAUCAAAACACGCUCCCUUCCCAAUUCCUAAAAAACCUGCUUUGCGCCCCCAGAGGUACCUCUGAAAUGUUAGCAGGCAUCGCCCCCCCCCCUUCCAAGGGUGUUUUCGUAGCCCUUGAGGACUAGAAACUUUAUUUUUUUAAAAAAUCUUGAGCUAUUCAAGAUGGAGAAACUAGACUUCUGAGCUUCUGCGGCUUGGAUGCCUGAUUGCAGGCUAGUCUUGAGUGUUUCUGAGCACUGUUGGUGUGAUUCUGGCUACACAGCCUCUCAUAAUGGCAAGGCCACAAGGUUUUGGUGGCGUUUUGGUGAAUGCUGGGCAAGCUCAGCCGCUCAGUUGUUAAUGUUGCCAAAGCUAAUCCUUUGCCAACUUGGCACUUCCUGGAUGUUGUCCUUCCCAUCAUCUCCAGCCAGAGUGGCCAAUAGUCAGCGAUGGCGGUCAAGGAAUGCUGGAGCAUGCCAGCUGGCUUAGAUGUUCUCAAAACAGUGCGAGGAAAACUGAAGCCUUUAACGUGACGCUCUGUGUUUUUGUUUCUUUUUGUCUCUAGGUGUAAUCGCUGAGGAUCUGCAAAAUGGCGCUCCGCUUCCGCACCUUGCUGCCCUUUGCCAUCCCUGGAGUGCUGGCGCUCAUCGGGUGGUGGUGGUUUUCUUCACGCAAAAAGGAGCGUGCGAGCAAUCACGACAGGCGAGACUUGGCCAACAUAGAAGAACACAGGAUAGGCUCCCCCAAGAAAGAGCCUUCCGCUAGAGAAGGGGUGCCAUUGAACAGCCAGCCGCCCCUGCCCCCAGAAGCCAAGCAGCCUGCUGAACCAGCCUUUACCGUCGAGUCUUCAGCAAGCCUGCAGGCCCCUUUGGAAAGUGGCGCUCGGCGCUGGGACCCCCCAAGAGACCGGCCUGUCACGGCAAAAACAACCAUUGAAUCCAACAGGGUUCAGGACGACAGUGAAAAACUGGAAGUGACGGGGUGCCGAGAUGUACCUAGAUCCCCCGCACAGGAGCCUUCCCUUCCGGGCGCUCAGAUAGCUGACGGUACCUGUGCUGGUGAAGCUUCUAUCGAGAGGCCACUGGCAGCCACUCGAGUGGCAAACCGGGUGCCAUCACCAGUCUCGACGGCAGCAGCUCUGCUAGAGAAGUCUUCUAGUUUAGAGAAGUCUGGGGAUAGCGGUUUGGAGGUGGUCCAGGAUGAUGCACCAGAGAAGCCUUUGAAAGAAGGCCUCUGUUCUGUAGCAGCCACCUCCUCAGAUGCGGGUUCUUUGGCCGCCCCAUGCUCCCAAGUGGCAGAUGAUGCGGUUUCUCAACCCUCUGUGGAUGCCGCUGGAAAGGAAGAGAUUGGUGGUGGCUGUGCCGGUGCAGCGGCCACAGAGAUGGAAGCGGAGGCUAAAUGUGUCAAACCUGAUAGCGCAGAAUUGGCCCAGAAAGAAGAGACGUCCAGUUCGAACGCUGGUAGUACGUUGAAGCGCCAUGGAUUUGGAGAUGUUGGCUGUAAGGGGAGUUUGGAGAAAGCGAGGGUGGGAGGCAUCAGCUUAGACAAAGAAGAAGUCGAGAAGAUUGAGCAGGUUGCCAUACAUAUAAUUUCCAACGUCAUCCAGGCAGCCACCGAGGAAGUGCUUUCUGGGUCGGUCAGCGACAUGUCGGAUAGGAUCUCUCAGAUGGCCAGCCGGGUUGAGAAGAUCUCCGUGGCAGCUGCCGGCCAAGCAGAGUGCAGCAAGGGCCACGGCUGUGUCGCUGAGAAGGCGGCGGCCGUAGAGGUGACUCCCCUGCUGGAAGAGAACGUCAACCGCCACGCCAUGUACUCAAGCCACUUGACGCACGGCCUCUUGGGAAACCCAAGCCACGGCCUCUCCAGGGACUCCAGAAGCGCUGAGCAGCCUGCCGGCGACCCAGCCGCAAACCACGAGGAUGAGUUGGAAGAUGCUCAGACGAUGACAGAAGAUUCCGGCUGCAGUGCCUGCACCUCGGAAGACGGGGCGAGUGCGGAGGACCUCUUGAAAAGCACCUCCUCUCCCGCUUUGGGGCAGCGCCUGGAUUUGCUGAACAUGCCCGCGCUCAAAGACUCGGAACACAAGCUGGCGUCCAGCAAAAAGCCUCCCUCCUCCCCUACGCUAGCGGAGAACAAAGUGCCGUACAGCAACGGAGUGCUGAAGGAAGACUGCCCCCAUCGGAGGCACGACCAGCCGUGGUCGGCAGAAGCGGACGCAGACAACUCAGGGGGUAAGGAUUCCUGUGUCCCGGUUUUCUUGCAUGUGUCCUGUUUCUUGUUUUUUCACCAAAUUUAUUUGCAGCAUUAACUGCCCAUCAUCAAAAGAUUCCAGGGUUGUGUAAAUAAAAUGGAGUCCUGCUUCCUUGGAGAGCUAUGAGCAUCUUACACUGGGCUGCUCUGGGUGUAAAAGUAAGGGUUUGCUUUCUCUCCUUCAAAAUACAUAAACGCUAGAAUUUUGGGGUCACUCUAGAAAUGUAUUGGCAGCAGAUUCGGGGCACACCCAAAAGUCCUGCUUUUCUCAGCUUGUCAUGAAUGUGUCAGGUUUGCUAUUGUGAGAUGUAGAGGCAGCUUAAAUGGCUUUAAAAUGGAGUUUGGCUCUUUCAGUUGUUAUUCUUAGGCCCGAUAAGUGGAACCAGUGUUGUCGGAGGAGCUGUCAUGGCUUUCCUGAUGUAUGUAUGCAUGUUGACUCUAUAUCCCUUCCGAAGGAGCCCAGGACGGCAGACAUGUCCACAAUUUAAAAACAGAAUGAAAGCAUUCUAAAACUGUUAAAACACUCUUAAGCUUCUCUGGGGAGGGCACUUCACAACCAGGAUGCUACCACCAAAAAGGCCCACCCCUCAUUAGUCGCCUACAUGCCUCAGGUUGGUAUGGGCAUCUGGAGAAAGGCUUUUGAAGAUGAUAUUGAAGUCUGGGCAGGUAUAUCUGGAGGGAUAUGAUCCUUCAAGUAACCUGGCCCUGAGCUGUUCAGGGCUUUGAAACGUUAAUACAAGCACUUUGAAUUGGACCUGGAAAUGGGCAGAAAGCCAGCACGGAUGGUGUAGCCGUGCAUGUUUUGAUGAUUUUUUUUUCAGUAGCAUAUUUUAAUGACAUGGGUUUAUUUUUUAAUUUUCUGUGUGAUUUGUUUUGUACUUGUAAACUGCAUAGAAGCUCCAUUUGGCUUUUAAGCGGUAUGUAAAUUAAUUGUUUUUAUUAUUGUUGUUGAUGAUGAGGAUGAUAACGUAUUGUUAGGUGUUCCAUCUCCCCUCACCUGCAAGAUCUUUUGUAGAGGUCUGGACCCAGAUAUAUUCUUAAAAGGUCCCCUUUUGCUGAAUGGUGUUUAUUUAUAUUUAUAGACAGAACUGGCAGCUCAGGAGGCCCCGCAGAACUUGUUCACUCUGCUGUAAAGUAUGUGUGUAUGUUAGAUUUACUAGAAUUAUCAAGGUGGGUUAGCGUGAACAGUCCUUAAACUCAAGAUGACUUUAGAGGAGUUUUUUUUGGUGAACCAACGCAAACCUCUCACAAUAUUGCCUUUCUCUUAGACACAAGGGGCAGCUAGCCUGCAGCCUUCUUCUAUCUAUUGUUGGCCACCGAACUCCCAUCAGCCCCAGCUGAUGGGAUUUGUAGUCCACAAGCAUCAGGAAGGCAGUAGGGUCACAUUAUCUAAAUGUGUGUAGAACUUCAGCCUUGGUUUCUAGUGUUUAAUGCUGUAUUGAUGGCUGUGUUUGUUGAAGGCAAUGAACACCCUGGCUCAGGCUGUUUUGGGAUGGGGGUCUUCCCCUCCAUGACUCUAUGCCAAAUCAUUCCUCACCUGAGUUUCUUUCAGUAGCAAAGUGGAAAAUUUGUAAGGGCCCUAUGGGUUCUUGAACAUUCACUCUCGGGAGCAUGCAUGUGGGAAGACGCAGGGUAUACAUAAGCUAUACAUUUAAAGCACAUUCCACCCCCUGCAAAGAAUCCUGGGAGCUGUAGCUUACCUCUCGCAGAGGGUUGUAUCCAGUGCUAGCCCCACUCAAGAGUAGACCCAUUGAAAUUAAUGGACAUGGCUAACCUAGGCCCAUAAAUUUCAUUGGGUCUAUUCUGAGUAGGCCUUGUCUGCAUACAACACAAGGAGACAAUUCCCAUAAUUGUGUGUGUGUGUGUGUGUGUGUGUGUGUGUGUGUGUUGUAGAGGGGAGAGGUGCUUUAAAUGUAUGGUGUGCCAUGAAUGGAAAGACCCCCUUUCCCUCACCCUGCUUUGUAGAAUAAGGAGGAUCCUGUUUCAGAACUCCUGCUAGGUGUGUAGUUUCGUCCCGGCUCUUAAUACUUCCUCAUAUUUCAAACUUAUUUAUUUAUGUAUAAGAUUCUGUAACGUGCCUCAGAGCUGCGGAACUUAUCUCUCUUUGUAGGUUCGGAUGUAAAUAGCAUGGAUUCAGUGGACAUUGGCUGUGCCCUCAGAAAUAAGGACAGCUGCCAGAAUUCGAAGACCGGAGCAGAUUCUAAUAAGACAGAGCUUGUUAUCUGGGAGAUAGAGGUACCAAAGGUAAUGCCCCACAUUUCUGGUAGAAUCUGGCCUAACCAAAGUUUUGCUUCAUACCUGAAAGUGUCUUGACUAUAUUUACACAUGGCUGUAUCAAUGCAGAAUCAUUCAGACGUAAUGGAAACAUAUAAGACAUGCCAAGCAGGAAUUGUUGAAUACAUCUUCAUAUUAAUCCUGUCUCCCUGAGGACUUGUGGAUGAGCACGCGUGUUUAGACAUGGAGGCGUUUGUGCAAGCAACUGGGAUUUUGGGGGAGCUUUCAGGGCCCAUAAGAGAGCAGGUUGGAGGAGAAAUCCUGGAGACAGUUUUGCUCAAGGCGUUUAAAAAGACAGAGAAGUAGAUGGGUGGUAGUCAGGGGCUUCUUUGGGUGUCUUACUGCAGCCUGAAGAAGCUCAUCCUGGAGGGGAGUGGCCUGGCUAGUGUAGAAGCUUGGAAGAGUAGCUGACUUGUUGUAAGAAGAUGGUGCAUGCAGCUAAGCAUAAAGAGCAUAAACACCAUAAGCAACUUGAGAGAGCAAAUGCUUGUCAAAAUAAUGAAAAGAGGAUGAAAAAGUAACCCCUCUUGGCACAGAGCCCCCAGCAAGUCAUUUCUCCUGACUUCAGAACUCAGAAGGGAUCUGAUCUGAUCUAGCUCAGCGUUGUUGACAUGGGCUUGGCAGCAGCUCUCCCAGCCGUCCCUGGAGAUGCUGGAGAAUGGACCUGGGACCAGAAAAGCUGAUGCUCUGUCUGCUAUGACUCUUCCUCAAACUCUUUUGAGAUGGAGCUUCAGCCUGACAGGUGGUGCUCUCCAACGUCUCCUUGGAGACCUCCAGUGAGGGAGACCCCAAACAGGGCCCACUUCAAGAAGGUUUUCACAAUGUUCAGCCAGGACCCACCGACUUCAGCUUCAUUCUGUGUGCAGAACGUUCCUUCAUGCUGUUUUUGUUCCCUGCAGCAUUUAGUCGGACGGCUGAUUGGGAAGCAGGGGAGGUACGUGAGCUUCUUGAAACAAACGUCCGGUGCCAAAAUCUACAUUUCCACACUACCUUACACCCAGGACUUCCAGAUCUGCCAUAUAGAAGGUGAGUGGGUGGGAUGGCAGAUGGCCAAGCGAGUGGUUUGGCUGGGUCUCUAGCGGGGUGUCUAACCAAGAGAUUGUGUCUAGGGAGCUGCCUUUCCAUGGGUCCCCUGUUGGAGGAAGUAUGCCUCCGCACACCAGUUGCAGGUGGAAUCCCGGGUGCGGAGAGGGCUGCUGCGCUCAGGUUCUGCUUGUGGGGCUUCCCUUGAGGACAGCUAGGAACAUAGAAAGCUGCCUUUUGGGCCAUCGGUCCACCUAGCUCAACAUUGUCUACACUGACUAGCAAUUGCUCUUUAGGAUUUCAGACAAGGAUUUCCUCCCAGGUGUCAUGGCCUGGUUGGAUGCAGAGGAAUGGUGGGAGGAACCAGCUGGGGAACUCCCAAGGGAAGAAGGUUCAGGACUCAGGCAGUGGUGGUGGGACAACAAUGAGUGGUCAGAGGGAGAAGACUGGGAGGAGGAGGUGUCGGAAGCUAAUGAGGUACCAGGGCUCAGUGAAUGAGGAGAGUUGGUGACAGAGAGAAGUCAAGAGGCAGAAGCUGAAGCUGGUGAGUGGGAUGAGGGAGGCCAAGAGGCAGAGAUGAGUCAGGCUGCUGAAGAGUCACAGGUGUCUCCCCGUCCUGCUGCGACAAGCUCCCUUCCCACCUGGUCUCCCAGAACCAGAAGAGGCAUGAAGCGGGAGGAGGAAAGACAAGCACGCUGGGGCAGUCUUGGGUCGUUGGAAAAAACCCUGGAGAGGAGGAGGAGACAUAGUCAGCUGUGGGGAGGCAGGGACCUUCAGUCUCAUUGACUGGUCCAGGGGGGGUAAGACCUACCAGGGAUGAGUUCCUGUGUUCAUUAGGCCUGACACUCCACCAGGUCUGUGCAGACCCUUUUCUUGCUAAUAAGCAGUCAUAGCUAAUAAGUGUCAUAGAGCUCUACCACUGAUCUAUGGCCCUUCCCCACCUGGUGGGCAAUUGUGAGAACAGAGUGCUGAGCUAGAUGGGCCUUUGGCCCAAUGCACCAGGACUCCUCUUACACCCUUACAUGUCACAUGGUUGGUCCACCUAGCCUGGCAGAAGCUGUUCUGCUGUUAUCUGUGCAGCCUUGAACAAGUCACUCUUGUUGUGGCGAGCAUAGUUAAUCACCCUGCCUCACAGAGAUGCAGACAAGUUUGAUCUCCUGCUUUGUCUCUGGAAACCUCCUAAGCAUCUGCCUCUUUUUCUCUCCUUCACCCCCACCCGCCCCCCAAAAGGCUCUCAGCAAAACGUCGACAAAGCCCUGAGCCUGAUUGGCAAGAAGUUCAAGGACCUGAGCCUCACCAAUAUCUAUGCUCCACCACCUCCCCCGCUGCCAGUGCAUUCUCUCCCCAUGACCUCCUGGGUAAGCGCAGGCUCUGUGGGAUAUCUUUGGGGCAUAAUAAUAAUAAUAAUAAUAAUAAUAAUAAUUUAUUUGUAUCCCGCCCUCCCUGGCCGAGGCCGGGCUCAGAGCAGCUAACAUCAUAAAAACAACACUAUGCAUAAAAACCGACAUCAAUUAAUUAAAAUACAUCUUAAAAUUAAUUCAGACAAGUUAAAAUCGGGGCAGGUGGCAAUUAUCAGGUUGGAAUUGAGAGUGGUUAAUACUUGCUGGGGCCAACUGUUUCCACUGAUCAUACAAAGACCUGUGAGCGGGUUGGGGGCCGCCUUUGGGCUUGUUUUAUACAAAGGAAAGUAAGUCAAACUGCAUCCUGCUCAAAGGUCUGGCGGAACAGCUCCGUCUUGCAGGCCCUGCGGAAAGAUAGAUGGCAAAUCCCUUAAAGAGCUGCAUGAGACACCGGCUGUUGAAGGCGUCAGACUCACUGGUUCGUGGGCUGCAGCAUCAUGUGGGUCCCUUUUCGGCAGGUCUCUGUAGUUAAGACUCCUGGGCAGUGGCGUGCAGUGAAUCUUUUUUGUAGUGGAACAAUUAGGGCCAGAGUACACAAGCAUUGCGCCUCCCUAAGCUGGGCAAAAGGUUCCCAGGUUUUGGGAAGGAGGCGCCAGACUUCUAACACUUCAGUGCUCUGAUUUACCAGGAACAUUUAGGGGACUAGCCUGGUGCCCCUUGUCCACUGACAAGGGUUCUCAAAAUGUGUAAUGUGUUCCCUCAUAUAUAACAGGCUUUGUGUAGGUGUGGGUAGAUCUGUACAGUUGUGUGGGUUUUUUUAAGGCACUUUUAAAAUUUUAUGUUUGGUUUGCAGUUGAAGGGCAGGAAUGGAAGAUAUUUGCCCCCUAGGGCAGGAAUGGGGGACCUGUGGCCCUCUCCCUGGCCACACACACAAACACACAGAAAUUCUGAGGAUGGAGGGGCUAUCAUGAGGGCCCCCUUUGCCGAUCUCAGCACCUGAGAGAGCCUGUAGGAACGGGGGCGGUCUUUCUGAUAUUGGGGGCCUGAGUCAUUUAGGGAUUUAAACACUAACGUGAACACAUUGAAUUGGGUUUGGGAAUGAAUGGGCAACCAGCGCCGCUGUUUUAAAAUGGGGUUUUACGUGAGACCUAAGUGGGAAACUCAGCCAUUAACAUGGCGGCUGCAUUGUGGAGCAACUGAUGUUCCCCAGCCAUCUUCAGGGGCCGUGCUCGUUGCAAUAAUCCAAGAUGUUACCUGAGUGGAAAAACAUGUUCUCUCUCUGACAGCUCAUGCUUCCAGAUGGGGUAACGGUGGAAGUGAUCGUGGUCAACCAAAUCAACGCGGGACACUUGUUUGUGCAGCAGCACACGCACCCCACUUACCACGUCCUCCGUAGUCUAGACCAACAGAUGUACCUGUGCUAUUCCCAGCCGGGUAUUCCCACCAUGCCGACACCGGUGGAGGGUGAGUGCUUCUCCUUUCGAUGUCUCUGGGACGCCUUUGGUAGAAUCUGCCUGACUUCCACCGUCGCUGGCUCUUAGCACAAGCCGCUUGCAUUGGAUGUGGAAAGGGAUCCAGCAAACACAGCUCUUCCCAUGUAGUUCCCCAGGCCUUUGAUCAGCACAACAUUGCUCCCCCCUGUGUCUUGCAGAAUUUAAAAAAGCACCCAAGUUUGUUUUAUUAUUAUUUAUUUAUAUUCAUUUUCCAUAUUACAUCUAUACAAAGCAUACCUUAGUCUUACACUUCGCGACUUACCUUCCAUUUAUCUUAUUUCAUAUUCUUAAUUUGCUACAUCUCCUUUUAUUUUCUCCCCCGUUUAUUGUUUUCCUUGUCUUUGUCUUGUCUGCUGCUGCCCAUAGGCUUAUCCCACUUGCCAGUUAACCUUAAGACCACUCUUCUUUAAAUAUUCUUCAAAAUGCUCCCACUUGUCUCUUGUUUUCUUUCCAUCUUAAUUCCUCAUUUUGGCUGUUAAGCUUGCUAACUAAAGCAACACAAGUUUAGUUCCUCCAGGCUGCUGCUGGUGUUGCAUAUACCAAACAAACAAUUAACAGUCCUUAGGCUGGGGAAUGCCUAAAAUGUUCCUUGCCACAGCCCAGCUUGCUAAAUCUCUCUAUUCUAAUCUCUCUGUCCUGACUCAGUUCUAUUAGUUGAGCUGCUCUGAUGUCAGAGGAGCAGGGUGCCAAGGGAGCAAACAGAAGUCUCUUUCUUUCUUUCUUUCUAAACUGAAAUUACAGCCAUAAGAAGCUGCUUUAUAUAUUUCAUUUAAUUUUCCUUUUAUUUGGUAUACCACCUUUCUAUAUUGCUAUACACAAGGAGGUUUUCACCAACAAAAUAUACAACACACACAUAAUAAUCUGAUCCAAUUCAGAUAGUUAUCUUAUAGAAUCAGACCUGUGGUCUAUUUAGCUCUAUGUUGAUAAGCAGCAGCUCUCCAGGGUUUCAGUCAGAAGUCUCUUCCAGCCCUACAUGGGAGAUGCUAGGGAUUGACUCUGGGACGUUCUGCAUGCAAAGCACAUGCUCUACACUGAUGUUUCCCAAACUUGGGUCUCCAGAUGUUUUUGGACUACAGUUCCCAUUAUGCCUGACCAUUGGUCCCACUGGCUAGGGAUGAUGGGAGUUGUCCAAAAAACAGCUGGAUACUCAAGUUUGGGAAAACUUGCUCUACACCCUGAGCUAAGGCCCUUCCCAGAGUUCUAGAAGCCAUUUCAGGUGAACUGAGCAGCAUUUUGGAUCACAAACAAGUCAGUCAGUUCUCUAUAAUAUAGUCACCAGCCACUCAGAGAUAAACCUGCCACUUAUGGCCUAUGAUGGAAUGAAGAAUUGAUAGUGGUUUUAUUAUUAAAGUGCCAGUGCUGUCAGAAGUGUAUUCAGGCUGUCUCUUCAGGUGAUGCAAACGUAGGAAAAAGUCAAACCAAUGGCUAAGGUGCCAAGUUAAUUUCAGUCUUCACUUUAGAUUCUACCUUUAGCACCGAAUAGCAUGAGAGUCAUUCUCCCAGUUUUCGGUUUGCUCCUAAAAGAGAGUAACAGCAACCUUAUCUUUGAGUGCUUAAACUGUAAAGGUUCAAAGUGGGUGAGUGAUUGCUGGGGAACAUGAUGAGGCUUUUGCAAUGAACAGGAAGUUGGAAACUCUCAAAGACUUUUUGCAUGAAAAAGAGAAAUAAUGACACUUAGAUGCCAUUAUUGAAGAUAAUGCUUGUUUAUAGAGAGUGGUGUUUUGGGGUGUUAUAUUGGAGUGGUUGAAGUGAAUAUUGUUUAUAUAUAGUGGAAAAAUGAAGAAUUGGAAGUUCUUUAGUUUCUGAACUCUUUUCUUUCUCUCGCUUUUAAUACCUUUUCUAUAUCCUGUUUUGUUAUUUCUUUCUCCUCCCCCCCUCUGUUUAUAUCUUAUUUAGAUUAAUGUUUUAAGGUAAAGGUAAAGGGCCCCCUGACUAUUAGGUUCAGUCGUGACUGACUCUGGGGUUGCGGCGCUCAUCUCACUUUAUUGGCCAGGGGAGCCGGUGUACAGCUUCCGGGUCAUGUCAUUAAUGUCUUAGUUUGGAUUAAAAAAAGAUACCUGAUAUUAAGCCUUGUAGUUCUUUUUAUAAACCCUAAUAUAGUUUAUUCUCUAUAAAAAAAGAAAAGCUGGUGUGUGAUCUCACAUUUGAUCCUUUCUUUCGAACUCUUGUGCUUUGCAGUUGGUGUUGUCUGUGCUGCGCCAGGCAUGGAAGGGGCCUGGUGGCGAGCGCAAGUAAUUGGCUACUUCAAAGACACCACUGAAGUGGAGAUCAGAUACGUGGACUAUGGUGGAUACGAGAGAGUCAAGAUUGACACACUCAGGCAGAUCAGGUGAGCGGCCCAAGAACUGCCCUCAGAAAUGGCAGAUAGCGGGUGCCUGUCCCUUCCCAUCAUUAAGGAGAGGGGAAAGUUGUCCUGUAAAAAUGGGGAUGAAGGUGUGAUACACAGAGAAGGCGGCCCUUAGCUUUUCAACCUGUUCAGCACUCAAGCCCUCAAGCCACACACUUCUGUUGCUGCCCCUAACAAGCUGUGAUAGUUUAUUGGUUGAGUUCUUGUUUUCUGGCAAUCUCUCACCUUGCUUUUUUUUUUUUAAGGUCUGACUUUGUAACACUACCUUUCCAAGGAGCAGAGGUCCUCUUGGACAACGUAGUGCCACUUCCAGGUAAUGUCAGUCAUUGGUGGCAGAUUUUUCCUUUUACCUUUAGGACUUGUAUUUGUGCCUGUGUAAGUGGCACGGUUUGUGUCUAGGGGUGUGAGAUGAGGUGGAGGGUUUUUGGGGAGGACCCACCAUUCAAACUGCGUAAGAACAGCAGUUAACAGCAGAACAGUAGAGCCUACUCAGGCUCUACUUCCAGCUCAUGUUGCAUUCUUGCAGAGAGGGGGCUGUUUACGGAGGUUAAAGCCAGUAGGAUUAGGCUGUCCCUUCAAAGUUAAUCAGAGUCAUGCCUUAGUAGUGUCUGUAAUUGGGACCCUCUUCAGUGAAACCAUGGGAGAAUAUUCCCAAGUUCUCCCUGGCCCCUCUUGCAUGACCUGAACUCUUCCUGUGAAAGGUUAGGGACUGGAUAGUGGCUGUUUUCAAACAUAACUUGGUCUCUUCCAUCAUGCUGGAUUACUGCAUGUACAGCUGCAGUAGCAGACCAAUUUUGCAAAAACAAAGGUGGGUGGAAUGGCGCAGUCAAAGGUAGACUGCACCUUUUGAGGGGGGAGCACUACUCCUUCAAUUUUGUGGAGAAUUACCAUAUCUAAAUAUUUAUACACUGCUGUUUCAUUGUGUUUUUUUUCAUGCACCAACAUGGUUUACGGAGGUUGUACAAUAGAAACCAUGUAAAAAAAGUUGAAGUUGCAAAUUGUCCACUAACUGUUACAGAAAGUUGUUUUCUUAAUGGCCUGCAUAACUUUGCUGGCAUAGAAGUUUUCAGUUUUCAUUUAAAAGUUACACCAGAUUGUGUUCUGCUAUUUGUGGGGCUGUGUGUGUGAGCACAAAGGCAAGAGGUAGGCAGAUCAAACUUGGCAAUUCCCUGAUGGGUUUGUGUGAAAACCAAAGUUCUUUGAAAUCACAUUAAGACAGGCCCACCAACCAAAAUAGCGUCUCAGGCAGGCAGGUGUAAUGUUAAGAAUCAAGGAACAGGAUGCCUCUUGACCAUACAGUCAAGCCAGUAAUUUUUUUAUUUCCUUCUUAUUACCAAAAUUUAGAUACUAUAUGUCCCGCAUGUUAAGGUCUCUGAAAGAAGAAUUAAAGUACAUGUUAAUGAUAGGAGUCCAGUGAUGGAAGUGGGGGUGAUAUUGUUUGGGGAGGGGUUGUCCUCCUUCACCCCAAUGUGGCACCUCCCAUGCCGUGCUUUCAUAUUACAUCACUGAUGUGCUAGCUUUCUCCAUGCAAGCAGGAUCUCUUGUUUGUGUUGGAGCAGCUUUCAGAUAUACAGGAAAAUGGUGCUACCUUAAGAGUAACACUCCUUCCUUCCUUUCCUUCUUUCCUGAAAGAUGACGAUCACUUUUCAUCUGAGGCGGACACAGCUGUUAGUGAAAUGACCAGAGGUACACCUUUGCUUGCACAGGUAUGUGUCAUGGCUGUGAGCUUUUAUUGUUUAGUGCUGCCUUUUGUUGUGAGAAACUUGACACAAGGCUCUAGUCCUACCUGGGAGCCAUCCCCUUGGAAUGUAGUGGGGCUUACUUCUGAACAGCACUAAAAAUCAUGGCAGCAAUGACCGUUUCUUAAAACAAGGUUAGACACUUUUCAGCUUAGUUAGGCUAAGUACUUACGCAGCUGCAAUGCCUUACUCUCCUCAUCUUUGCCAAGAAAACCAGAACAACUUGGCUCUGCCCAUUUUUACCACCAUGUGACCUUAUCGGUCCCACUUACAUGACCUCCUCGGCUACAGCCACCCCACCAGGGGCUGCCAGCCACUGCUGCUCAUGCUCCAUUCGGAGCCACAGAAUAAUGUUUGAAGACAAAAAGCAUACUGAACUUGUAAUACAUUGGCCAUUCCGAGCCAGGCAGAUUUGUAUACUGAGCCAGGUAAUUGCAGAUUUUGGUGACAUUGCUAGUGUAAAACUGGAAAGAUCACUUCCGCUGUCUUUAGGCAUGUUGCAACGUACCAGAAUAUGUCUGGAGGAUAAUUGUGCACUCUCUGCUGCUACUGCUCCUCUCUUGCUAGGCAUUAAUAGACAUCUCUGAUUCCAGGUGACAAAUUAUGACAGUGCAACGGGCUUGCCCCUAAUACAGCUGUGGAGCAUGAUGGGAGAAGAGGUAUUUAUGCUACUAAAUAGAGCACCGGGACAGGAUCUUUGAUGUAUAAAUGGGCCCAGGAAUUAAAACUACUCCAGCAUAGCCAACAUGGUGCCCUCCCGAUGUUUCUCAUUAGCCCCAGUCAGCGUAAACUGUGAUUGGGGACGGUGGAGAUUUCAGCUGAGCAACGUAUUGAGGGCACCAUGUUGGGUAUCCCUGCUCAAAUCCAGUGCAUUGCCAUUUCAUAGGCUAGGCGCAGGCAUCCCCAAACUUGGCCCUCCAGCUGUUUUGGGACUGCAGUUCCCAUCAUCCCUGACCACUGGUCCUGUUAGGUAGGGAUGAUGGAAGUUGUAGGCCAAAAACAUCUGGAGGGCCAAGUUUGGGGGUGUCUGGGCUAGGGGAUCAGAAUAAAGGAUGGAUAUUUCAGUAAAUCUGCAUGUGAACACGCCUUGUAUUCAGAAUGCUAUGGGUAGCAGGCCAGCGCUAACCAUGCCAUGAAAUGGGCCCAUUGAUGUUAAUGGAGAGGAUUAACUUCGAGUUGUUAAAUUUCACUGGGUCUACUCUGAGUUGGCUACAACCCUAUGUUUUUCAGUUUCUUUGUUAACCUGUGGGGCUGGGGGGGGGGAAACGAACCUGUAGGUCCCUCCAGAUGUUGCUGGACUCAACUCCCAUCGUCCCAGACCACUGGCCAUGCAGGCCUGGGGCUGAUGGGAGUUGGAGUCCAGCAAUUCCUGGCAGGCCUCGCAGGCUGCUUAUCUCUGCCUUAGCACAGGACAGCAGAACUUCUAACACCUUUCAUUUUCUCCUUUUCCAGUUGGUGUCUAUAAACCGAACCUUGGUGGAAAGAGGGUUUGCGCAGUGGAUCGAAAGCUACUAGGAGAGUUCUUGGCUGUCUUCUUGACUAAUCUUUCCUCUCCCCAUCCCUGACUUAUCCCUUCCCCACCCUCUUUUUUUGGCACUGUUUCGGAAUUGGGUUUGGCAAUCUUUCCUCCUCCCCGCCCCAGCAUAUGUCACUUCCGCUUUAAUUCUGUUUUGAUGUAUUCAUCUGAUGGACACAGUUUAUUUAUCAUACCUCAUUUUGCAGAAAAGCAAGGAGUUGAACCAUAAGCCAUAAAAAUACUGCAGCUUUAAAACGCAGCUCUUUAUUCUGCCCCCCCUACCCCACCCUGAUCUGGGUCCAAAAGCGAAAUUUAAACAAAACUUUAAUGAAGGGGGAAAAGAAAUGUCUGGGGAGGGUUGUAUAACACUUGUCCUCAAAGGAUUUAAGAUGUGUGUUAAACACAACCCAGUUUUCUAAACUGGCUGCCUUAACAUGAAGGCGACUCUAUGUGGAAGUAAAAUUGUUUUCAGACCUAGCCCCCUCACAGACACAAAAAGAGGAAAAAAAACCCUGUGGUGAUUGAUCUGAAUUUUGGGCGCAUGACAUAGACCUGUGCUUCCAAACAGCAAAAGCAAGUCUUCUUCAGCUGUGCUUUGGGAGGCUGAAGGACUGAAUGAACAGAUAGCGCUCAUUAACAGUAUAUUGUUGACUUUUUAAAAUUACAGCUGUUUUCGCAAGAGAUGGAAAACACUGCUUUGCAGACCUCCUUAAAAAUCAUGUGAUUAAGUGAACCACUACAGCUGCAGCUGUCUUAAAUCCCUAGAUCAUGUUUAACAACAACAAAAUUGAUUGCCAAGCCUGAUUGUAAUUCAUAACUGUUUUUCUAGAUGUGCAAAAACCUAUGUAAAUAUAUAUAAAAAAUCAUUGUAAUAUUUUGUACAAGAGAAAAAAAAAUACUGGAGAACUAAAAAGGGAACUUCAAAGAAAAUCAGUUUUUUUUCCUUUUUUGCCACACCAAAAUGUCCUCUGUAGGUAGAAAACGGUUUGGGGCGUGUUGUUGUUGGCAGCUAAGCAUUAGAAGGUCUGAGGAGGAUCCUUCAUAGGCUCUUGUGUACAGGAUGGCUUUUCUCUAGCUUGCUGUAUGGUAGGAACAGUAAUCAAUGGACUCUGCUACUUUUUGCUGUACAGAACUGACGUAAAGUGGGGGAAAGUUAACAUUUGGAAUUAAUAUUUCAGUGGUGUGUCUCAAUUUAUUUCUUUUGCUCCUUUUUAGAUUGGUUUCAAAUGUGGAAUAAAAAAAAAAUCAAGUAAUUUAAGCUAAUUUAAUACUAUUAAAAUAUAAAUGAAUCUAAACAUGGCCAUUGAGUUGGGAGUUAUUACUGGCGGGGGAAGAUGCUUGGGACUACUUUUUUUAUUUAGACCACCAACUACAGUUUUUCAGAUUUGCCUUCUCAUAUAAAAUAUCCGGCACAAUUCCUGUUCCUAAGAUAUUGUAGGACACCUUGUAUGUGAAAACAAGUUGAUAACUUUCAACAAUUAAAUGCCUCCAAAUGCAAGGAACUUGUAUUGAAUUGUUUUGGUAAGACGCUUGCCUAUCUCUUCAAAGACUUGAGUCUGUAUUCAAAUGGUCACAUUAGAAGCUGAUUUUGGGCAGCUUCAGAGCUCCUCUAGGAUGGGAGUAGGGAACAUGUAGUCCUUCAGAUGUUGCUCAUCAUCUAAUUAUUGGCCAUGCUUGAGUUCAGCGACAUUUGAAGGGCUACAAGUUCCCCAUCCCUGCUGUAGAAAGCUGUGUGUAAUUAUCUAGAAAAAUGAGUGUUGGGUGUAGUUGCCUUUUGCAGGAUCCAAUCUAUGUGGGCUUUAGGAUUUGCUUUCUUUCUUAAUAAAAGUUUAAGUGUGUUCAAGGGAAGCUUAGCUGCUAAAUUUGCUUAAAUUUGUUCAGAAGAUCUAGAAUACAUUACCACCGUCACCCCUUGAAUUAUAGCAUACUUUUUUGUUAUUGUUAAGCACCUGGGGAAAUAGUUCUAAUAUGCCUUCUUUUCCACACUUCCUUCUGCUCUGGAUACAAAUGGUAUGAAAAUGGGGAUGCAAAAACAAAACAGUCUGGGCUUUUUUCUUAGAAUCAUUAAAUUUCAAGCCUUCAUGAAUGCAAAAGUACUCCGGCAGGCAAAUGGACAAGUAACAUUUUUGACUGGUUGUGGGUGCGUCUUCAAUGCCUCAGUAUAUUAAAACUGGGAUAAAAAUAUACAAAAUAAAGAGCAUGGAAACUCCCAUAAAACUACACGGAUUCAAAAAUCUUCGAUGCCACUCUCUUCCCACCUGUUACCAGCAAUGUGUUUUAAAGCCUGUUUGCAAUUUUGAUACAAGGUCAAGCAUCAAAACUUCAGCUGUACAGAGUUCCUUGAUCAUUGAGAGAGCACUGUUGACAAGUGUUCGGAUUUCUGCUUAUAAAAUCUUGUUGCUAAAAACA